Messenger RNA from Pelobates cultripes (western spadefoot toad), 76815 nucleotides. The record is from the annotation of a GenBank genome assembly. NCBI's taxonomy places the organism in Eukaryota, Metazoa, Chordata, Amphibia, Anura, Pelobatidae.
GCAGAGCUGAGCUAGGGAUGUGCAGAGCUGGGCUAGGGAUGUGCAGAGCUGGGCUGAGUAUUGUGUCUGCUUCUGGUGACUGGACCCUUCAUUGCUGCUGCUGAGGACAUGACAGCAGACACUGCAACCAAGACUGAAGAGAUCUGUCACUAAAAGGGGGACCAAAGACAAGUGCCAAGAGCAAGGGUAUGGCAUCAGCAUGAACACAUACACAGUAACACAGACACACACAACUAGACUCUGUAGGAAAUGGCAAAACAGCAAGCCACAAGGCUAACCGACCACAAGAGAAUCUGCAUAUCACAUGAAAUAUUUAAUAUAAAAAUGCAGAAUUGUCAGAGCAUCACAGCCAGAGACAGCAGAUCUUCAAUCCCACCACAAGUAGCUCCAUGAACACUGGCACACGUACUGUAGGGAAAUAUACACGAAUCCGUUAAUUAACUGCAUAUAGAGUCAUUAUGGUUACUUGGAUUUAUUAUAUGUCUCUGGCAGUAGUUAUUUACACUGGAAUUUAUAUCAGUGAACACAUAGCCAGCCAGCACAACCAAGAUCUACUGCAGAAAAACACAUAUAUUAGACUACUAAAGAUCGGUUAAUUUAUAUGGGUACUGUGUACAGGACCAACAUUCCAACAUAUCCACUCUAGAAUUCUAACGAUAACCUGCAUGCUAACACCUGCAUUCACUUCAAAUAGUUAUUCCCUUACUAAUGGCAAUAGAAGCUUCAUAUCAGUCACAGUACAGAUAUCAUAUAUUGGAUUCGGUAGACACAUUGCAGAAUAUGCCACAUAAACAAUAGGCACACAAAUCCCCUGCUUUGUCCAUCCAGUUACUUGUUCCUGUUAUCUGUGUCCGGUUGUAAGCUACAGGUAAGUGAUGAGAGGGGAGUCCAACUGACUGGAGCUGUAUGUCCUGGGAGGGGUGGCAUUAGUGAUAAAAGACACAUGUACAGUGAACACAUUUACAUGAUGCUAAUAAUGUUUUGUAUGUUACCUACAUCCCCUCAGUGGUGUUUCUGAUCCAUUGUAUGUGUUCAUACCAGUACAGGUUUCUGCAUGGGUAAAUAGGUAAUUCCACUGAUAAUAUUUGCAGAUUUGUGUGUGAAUCUGUUUCUAACUACCAAAAAGUAUAUGUUGUGUGUGUGUGUGUGUGUGUGUGUGUCUAAUGUGUGCUUGUGUACAUAAGUGUUUGCAGUGUGGUGUGUAUAUGUAUUUAGAUACUAAUGUUAUGCCCAUUUUUUGUUGUCUAAAAUUUGCUAUUUUCGUGUCCAUUUGUGAUGAUCCCAGUGUGGCUAACAGCCCUGUAUAUGUAGACAAUAUUGUAUAAAUGACACACAUGCAUAUACAUGUAGUAUUGUUGUAUGUAUUUGCAGGCUAAAUCCAUUAGAUGUUUUUUAUUUAUAUGUUUACCACCAAUUAAAAGUGUGUCUGAUUGUGUCUGUAAAUGUGAAUGUCUCUGUAAGUGUUUGCAAUUAUUUAUUUAUUUAUUAUUUAAUUUUUAUGUGUAUAAGCAAUCAGGGGUGUUGCACACAGGCAGUAGAUGAGUUUCAUAUUUAAAUUAUGUGUCAUUACUAUUGCAGGUGUAUACAAUGUUUAAGUUUUGUAAAAAUAUUAGUACUAUUGGCCACGCAUGCAUUCAUUACUUUAAUUACAGUACAUUGCUUUACCCAUACUUCUAUUUAUACAGUUACUUUAUAUUACUAGUGGAACUCUCUCUCUUUAAAUAUAUGGAACUGAAUUAUUUUAGUAUAGUAAGGGUUUUUUUUUGUUUAUUGAAGAGCAAUUCCUUUUUUGAAGUCUAUGGGGAAAUUGAUAUAAGUGGAGUAAAUCCUUACUCUGCUAUGAGAAUUUAGCUCACGGUCUGUGUAUGUUUGACUUAAAAUGCAUUUUAUUUAUUAAAGGACCACUAUAGGCACCCAGACCACUUCAGCUCAAUGAAGUGGUCUGGGUGCCAGGUCCAUCUAGGAUUAACCCUGCCUGCUGUAAACAUAGCAGUUUCACAGAAACUGCUAUGUUUACAUUAUGGUUAAUCCAGCCUCUAGUGGCUCUCUCAUUGACAGCCGCUAGAGGCGCUUCCGCUCUUCUCACUGUGACUUUCACAGUGAGAAGACGCCAGUGUCCAUAGGAAAGCAUUGAGAAUGCUUUCCUAUGUACUGGCUGAAUGCGCGCGCGGCUCUUGCCGUGCAUGCGCAUUCAGCCAAUAACAUCAGAAGAGGGAGGAGAAUCCCCAGCGCCAAGGGAGCCCGACGCUGGAGAAAGGUGAGCGUUUAACCUCCUUCCACCUCCUUCAGCCAGGUGGGAGUGGGACCCUGAGGGUGCGGGCACCCUCAGGGCACUACAGUGCCAGGAAAACGAGUAUGUUUUCCUAGUUAAGGCUAUAGGGAGGUGAGGGAUGUGUGCACUUACGACAGAUGUAAUUUUUGCACAGAAUUAAUAUUAGGAAUCUCAGAACAGAGUUCUGGGGUGCCAAAGUCACAUGUGCCACUGGUGCAAGUAUCCCCCCGCCACAAAAGUGAAUAUAUCUGUGUAUGUACAGUAUUUCAAGCAGAAAUGCUCCACAUACAGAUUCCCACCAUCAUGACCACUUCUAAAAGUAUGUAUGGGGUACAGGAACAUGGUACUCAAUAAUUAGACAUACUGAUACAAAAGGAAUUGUGGGCCCAUGGCACAAGAGACUGCCAUUCUGGGGUAAAGAAUCAUUUUUUUCCUAGUUUGUGCAAAAUUUAAGUGCUUUAAACUGGGUUUUUUGCCUUCUUUUGGAUCAACAGCAAAAAUAAGAUGUGAGAAAGGCUGAAUCUGAUCCUUUCAGCCUAUAUAACUAUGUACUAAAACUGUGCAUUAAUAGUCUUUGAUGGAGCUAACCCAGCUUUUUCUACUGAUAGUUAUCAUGUUCCUCAUUUCUCCCUAAAAAAACAAUUUCCUCCCUUCUUCACACUCCCUGCCCACAAUUCUGGCAGCAUUUUCUCUUUUCCAUAUCCAGAAUUAUCAUCCCCUUCUCAUUCGUCUUGCCCAGAAUGUAUUUUGUUUCCUCUUGCUCCACACAAAUUUUGGAAAUUUUCUCAAGAUUCUUUCUCAUAUGUAUUUGGACAAGAUGGGGUUGGUCAAUCUCCCUUAAAGGAACACUAUAGCGUUAGGAAUACCAAUAUGCAUUCCUAACGCUAUAGAGCCCUAGUCACCAUUUAGGUGACUAGGGCUCCGUUCCGUGGCAAAUAUAUGGUUAAUUAACCAUUUAUUUGCUUACCUUAAUCCAGCGCCGGGCUCCCUUGGCACUGGUGACCUCUCCUCCUCCAUCAACGUCAGCUUCCAAGUGGAGCCGAAUGCGCAUGAGCGGCCAGAGGAGCGCUCACAUUCAAACCCGCCCAUAGGACAGCAUUACUCAAUGCUUUCCUAUAGGGAUCUUUUUUGAUGCUGGACUCCAUGAGGAUGUCCAGCGUCAAACAAGUGCGAUUUACUCCGUGUAAAUCACAGAAGGGGCCUCUAGUGGCUGUCUGGCAAACAGCCACUAGAGGCUGGAUUAACACUGCAGUGGAAACUGCUAUGUUUUCAGCUGCAGGGUUAAAACUAGAGGGACCUGGCACCCAGACCACUUUAUUGAGCUGAAGUGGUCUGGGGGCCUAUAGUGGUCCUUGAAGUGCUGUUUGCACUUUUAAUUGGGCCCCUAACUAAUCAAAUAGAAGUAAAAUCAUGAUUAAUGAUGUAACAUGUGUAUCAAAGCCAUUUAAACGUUCACUAUUCUUAUACAUCUUUCACAAUAGGACAGAGACAUCUAAGGGUAAGGGAUUUAGGAUUUAAAUAAUUUAAUAAAAUAGAAAAAUAAAUAACAUUUAAAAAUAUCAUUACAUAAAGGAGCCCACCGUACCAACUGUAGUGAUUAUGGUGCCAGGAAUGUCCUCGUGCCCCAAGCAUUGUAAAGAGUCAAACAAUUUUUGAAUGGUUUGACCCUAUAUUUUGGGGUCCAUUGUUGCCAAAAAAUGACAUCUCCCUGUGGCACAACCAAUCAGUGUCCUCUCCGCCAGAAGUUUCACAGCAACAGUGUGAGGACGUUAUCACAACAAAUUCCAUCCAAUCAGGACCCUUGUAGCUGCGUAGAGAACGCACAGCUUCAGAAAAAAAUGGCCCGAAAGUUCGGCCACCAAUUAUUAAAGUGCGAAAGCUUUGCUCUAAAAAUAUCAACUGUCACUGUUCACAUACUGCUGUGUGCUCAUCGGCACGCUGCAGUACAAUCAAAUGACAAUAAUCAUAGAUAAAGAAGUUUGGCUUAGAAUCCCUUGUCUGCAUUAUAUCCAAAUGCUGCUGUACUCUCUUGCAAUCUUUCCAUUGUGAUAAAGGAAAAACAGGAAUAGCAGGCUUCAAGGGACUACAAAUCAUGUUACCAAAGCCAGCAUGCAUACAAUGGGUUUCCCUCAAACACUGGGCUAUUUAGCCCUUCACAUAAAAAAGUACAAAGAAAUAAAUUGUCAAUCUUCUAUUACUAUUUUUUUUUUUUUCAAGUACCUAGUGUAACAUUUCUGACUUAUAGCGAAGUGCCAUUCAGACACAAAAUGUGUCAUGUUUCUGUUUUUUCCCUCACUUUCAAUAUAUUGCUGUGAUUGUUGAAAUUCUAUAGUGAACACUUGAAUAAAAAUACAGAGAGUAGAUUGAAGUCCUGAUACACCCCCGAAACAGCCUGGUCUUUUACAGUACCGUGUGCACAAAACGGUUUAUUACUCUAUAUAAUAUUUUCUUUUUGCAGGGACAUGGAAAUAUGACAGACCUAUUUCAUCACCUGGUUGGACUGGGUUUUUAUAAUUACAGCCAUUUACAAAACCAUUAAGGAGGGCCAUCACACUCUGAAUGUGGACAUGGACUUUAGCUCCUUAAGAGUGGAGGCAAUUGUCCAAAUGCUGAACCAAAAAAACACGUAGAAUCUGUGCUAAAUGAUUGUCCUGCCAUAAUUUAAGAGUUAAUCUUAAAGUGCACCUGUACACAGGGCCGGCCCAAGACACUGUACUGCCUGGGUCCAAAGAUAAAAUGCUCCUCCCCCCCACCACCAAAACCACACUUACCAAAACACGCCCACAUCUGUUAUGUCAAAUAAGGAGUUCCACGAGACCCAGAUUAUAUUGCCCCAACCAAGAUGAGAAGAUCGCAAGCAAAAAAUCAAAUCCUGGAAUAAAUUGGCCAGGUAGUUUGAUUACAAAAGGGUCCACAAAUGAGUCUUGGUGGUGUCUAUUGAAUGUCUAUUAUUAGGGGGCUUGGAAGGUUAUAUAUUCAUAGAUACAUUCCAAAACUUAUUAUAUCCAACAUGUACAGAUGAGAUUAUUUCAGAACCUUAUUUUAUGCUUAUGGAAUAUCUUCAUUGGUAUUAAAAUAUUAGCUAAGGGGCUUGGGAGCGAAGCUGAACAGACGCCAACUCUAUCGGCUCCCAAUCUGCAAAUAUCCCGAACAUCAUACACCUCUCAGCUAAACUAAGCCCACUAAGUGACUGGGGGAGCCGAGCGGAACUGACCGAUGCCUUUCUUUCAACCACCAAAGACAGGGUAGGCCCCGGGCCUACUUCAAGACUCUCCUAGACGGCAUCGGGGCAUACUACCACCCAGAUUCGGAGGAGAUAGAACCCCCAACAUCUAGCGACACCUCCGCAACCAUGAGGCGCCGCAUGCAGAAGCUGCAGCCAGCCUCGGCCGCUGACCAGCCAGAUAUCAGGGUGAUGUUGCAGCGACAAGCACCAUCCAAGAUGGCCGCCACAGAGGCCUCCCCCGCUCCAUCACUGAAAGCCCACUCACCAGAGCUGGGAGCAGAGGGCACGCAAAACAACACACUCCCGGCCCGUAAAUCAAGACCUGCAGGAAUACAUUGCAGGAGAUACAGGCUUUGCUGGCCGGCCGCGGAUAUCAGAACCCUCAGGGCAGAUGUGCCCCAAACUACAGAGCGGGUGAGUGCUAUGGAAGGGGACAUUCAAACAUUGAACAGUGGGGUGACGAAUCUUACGGAUGCCCUACAUUCCCUGCAAACAAUGCCCUACAUUCCCUCCCAAGAGGACCGCCUGCGCCGCAAUCAUAUCAAGCUCAGAGAAGUGCCGACAGGGAUCACCCCAGAGGAGUUGCCUCAUUUCAUAAGAAGACUUAUAGCCACUAUCCUGCCCCCAUCAACUGCCUGGAAAAUGACACUGGAGGGCAUAUAUCGCUUACCAGCAGGGCACAACUCAUCUUCCACAGAGGCAAGAGACGUCAUCUUGCGAUCUGCUACCUCUCAAGAUAAGGCAGCAAUAAUGUCAGCGGUGAGAGGCAAGAACCCCUUACUUUUUGAAAGCUCCCACCUACUUUUCUUCCGGACUUAACUAGGGCAACGCUACACUUGCGGAGAUCAUUGCAACACCUAACAGGCUGCCUGAGGACUGCAGGCAUACAGUACAGAUGGGGAAUGCAGAGGGUCCUCCUGAUCACCCAUAAUGGGACUACUCACAGAGCCACAUUGGAGGCGGACAUACUCGCAAUCUCCACCCUCCUGGGACUCCCGGAGACAUCCAAGACCAAUGCUACGAUAAAUACAAAUACUGAGAUUUGAUACCUCUCUUAUAUGUCAAUAUCAACCGAGAAGUUUCAUAAUGCACCUUCAAAAUAAAGAAUUUUAAAAAAAAAUAUGUAUUAGCUAAGUACAAUACUCAAUCACUAACAAUAACAUACCAAAAAGUUAAAUUGUCAUAUGGGAUGUAUGCCAUUAGAUAAGGAUGUUUUUCUGUACCAAGUCCAUCUAUAUUAUUUUAUAUGGAUUGUCUUUUAUAGGGAAGCUUAUGGGCAUUGUAUAAUGCAGAGCUGUAUAGGAUUCAAUGCUUCUCUGCAUAAGGCAUAUUGUAAUAUUGCUGUGUGAAGUAAUGCAGUGUGUCUGUGUGUGACUGUGGAUGAAGUGUGUCUGUGUGUGUGUGCUGGGGAUGACGUGUGUCCUGGGUGUAGUGUGUGUCUUUGUGUGUGCUGGAAACGCAGUGUGUGUGUGUACUGGGGAUGGAGUGUGUGUGCGUACUGUGGAUGGAGUAUGUCUGUGUACAGGAGUUCAGUGUGUGUCUGUGUGUGUGUGUGUGCUGGAGAUGAAGUGUGUGUGUGUGCUGGGGAUGCAGUGAGUGUCUGUGUGUGUACUGGGGAUGGAGUGUGUGUAUCUGUGUGUGCUGGGGAUGAAGUGUGUGUCUGCUUGUGUGCUGGUAAUGAAAUGUGUGUCUGUGUGUGUGCUGGAGAUGCAGUAUGUCUGUGUGUGUGCUGGGGAUGAAGUGUGUCUAUGUGUGAAUGCUAGGGAUGCAGUUUUUCUGUGUGUGCUGGGGAUGAAGUGUGUCUAUGUGUUGAUGCCGGGGAUGCAGUUGUUCUGCGUGUGCUGGGGAAGUAGUGUUUUCUGCAUGUGCUGGGGAUGCAGUGUGUGUUUGUGUGUGCUGGGGAUGCAGGGUGUGUGCUUGGGAUGAAGUGUGGGUGCUGGGGAUGCAGUGUGUGUCUGUGUGUGUUCUAGGGAUGCACUGUGUGUCUGUGUGUGCUGGGGAUGCAGUGAGUGUCUGUGUGUGUACUGGGGAUGAAGUAUGUGUAUCUGUGUGAGCUGGGGAUGUAGUGUGUGUGUCUGUGUGUGCUUGGGAUGAAGUGUGGGUGCUGGGGAUGCAGUGUGUGUGUGUCUGUGUGUGCUUGGGAUGAAGUGUGUGUGUAGGUGCUGGGGGUGCAGUGUGUUUGUGUGCGUGCUAGGGAUUGGCUUCCUAUGGGCAGCACACUGUGUGUGCACUGCAGCCAAUAAUGACACUUACUCUUGCUGCAUCCGCAGUGUUGUCUCUUCUGGCUGGAGUGGGGUCUGACCUGUCUUCUAGUGGCUCCAGCUCCGCUCCUUAAGACCCCACCGCUGCUGGCCUGCUUGUGACAUUUUGUAUGUUAAUCCUAUACCAGGCCCCCCACACAUGUGCUCUGUCCCUAACUAAAGAUGGCCCCAGCAGACAGAGGAGAUACCCAGGUAUCGACUACUACAUGGAACUCUCUGGUGUGAGCAGGUAUUUAACCAUCUCCACUGAGUAAUUCUUAAGCAUCUAGGACCUCUGUAUACCACCAGCCUUUGGGAAUUCUUAUGUCACACCAAUUCCUUUUUAAACCUUCAACCACUGUGACUGUCAUGAGACAGGACUAUACUUUGUACUUCUCAUCCCAUAAUAUUAUUAGAUUUUUUUCAUUCUGUUGUUUCUUUUCUUUUUCUGUUAUGACUUUUUAUCACCUUUUAUAUAUUUUGGUUUGUAAUAUUCACAAAACCUUUGCUAAGACGCGUGUUGCAUUAUACACUUAUCAGCCACAACAUUAAAAAUACCUGCCUAAUAUCGUGUAGGCCCCCCUAGUGCAGCCAAAACAGCUCUGAUGCAUUGAGGCAUGGACUCCAUUCUGAACAUGUCCUGAGUUAUCUGGCACCAAGACAUUAGCAGCAGAUCCUUUCAUUCCUUUCAUUGCGAGGUGGGGCCUCCGUGGAUCGUAUUUGUUGUUCCAGGACAUCCCACAGAUGCUCAAUUGGAUUGAGAUCUGGGGAAUUUGGAGGCCAAGGAAACACCUUGAACUCUAUGUCAUGUUCCUCAAACCAUUUCUGAACAAUGUUUGCAAUGUGGCAGGGUGCAUUAUCCUGCAGAAAGAGGCCACUGCCAUCAGGAAACACCAUUGUCUUGUAGGGGUGUGCGUGGUCUGCAACACUCUCUAGGCAGGUGUUAUGUGUCAAAGAAAAAUCAACAUGAAUGGCAGGAUCCAAGGUUACCCAGCAGAACAUUGUCCACCAGCCUGCCUUCUUCCAAUAAAGGCAUCCUUCGACAAACACGCACCUGGCCAUCCACCUGUUCUAAAUGAAAACGUGAUUCAUAAGACCAGGCAACCUUUUUCUAUUACUCUAUGGUCAAGUUCUGAUGCUCAUGUCCCCGUUGAAGGCACUUUUGAUGGUGAAUAGGGGUCAUCAUGGGCAUGCAGCCCAUAUGCAGCAAACUGUGCAAUGUGUGUUCUGAAACCUUGCUGUCAUGGCCAGCAUUACGUUUUUCAGCAAUUUGAGCUACAAUGGCUCUUCUGAGUGAUUGGACCAGGCGGGCUAGCCUUCCCUCCACAUGUGCAUCAGUGAGCCUUGACCCCCGUGAUCCAGACACCGGUUCACCGGUUGUCUUCAUUGCACCACUUUUGGUAGGUACUAACCACUGCAUACCGGGAACCCACAAGACUUUGCUUUUUGGACAUGCUCUGACCCGGUCAUCUAGCCAUCACUAUUUAGCCCUCUUCAAAGUCACUCAGUCCUUUUCACUUACCCAUUUUUCCUGCUUGCAACACAUGAAAUUCAAGAACUGGCCGUUCACUUGCUGUCUAAUAUACCCCCCCGGAAUGGUGCCAUUGUAACUAUAUAAUCAAUGUUAUACCAGUCAGUGGUUUUAAUGUUUGGCUGAUGAGUGUAGGGGUGGGUAUUCCUCUAUUCUUUUCUAUGAUUUAAAUUCAAGAUCUCUCAAUAAACUUGAAAGUAAAAAUAAAAUAAAUUAUAUAAAAAAAGGAAAUAUCAGUCUGUUUUAAUAGCUAUAGGUAAGCUUACAUCAAGAUAUGAAUAAUGUUGGAGACUAGAAGACAUCAGAUAUGCCCCAUGUCUCACCAUACGGCAAAACAAAACAAGCUUUUCCUAGGAGGAGUUGAAAUAUUAAACACUAGGGUCAAGAGGGUCCAACAGUGCACUUCACAAUUUACAAUCCCCACUAAUAAUUACAUAACCCAGGAAAACACAGAACAUGUUAACUCCAAAAGUGCUUACUAGACGUACAAAGCAAUGUGUGGAUGGUAUUGGAGAGAGUGAAGAGAAUAUAAUCACUGGACAAUGCACACCUUUCACGUGGAACUUCUGUCUGGUCUGGUGGUUUCCCUAUAAGUAGGAUAGUAAGUGAGCUGAUGGAAGUAGGGGAAACUAAGUAAUGGAGAAGGCUAGGACUUAGCCUUAUGCAAAGUAACAAAAAGCAAAACUACCGAACUGUGAUUAAAUCGUAUACAGCUAGAGAAUUGUCAGCUAAAAUUGCAGUGUAUUGCCAAGUCUAAUCAUAAUUAAAAUUGACAAGAGAUAAUUGCUCUGCUUCAAGAAAGAAGGAUAAAGAGCUGCUUAUCUGCUUAUGCUUCAUGGUUGCAUAUAUUAUAAUCUUUUUUGUGUAUUGAUAUAGCUGAUCUAAGAUGGUGAUUAUAGCCCUGAUUUUAUAUUUUUGAAAUUAUUUUUAAUUUUUGGAUACACUUUUAAAAUGAUUUGUCAACAGAAGUCACCAUUAAAGUCUAUGGGGAUUUUUGUAGAUAACUCAUUUAAAAAGCUUAUUAAAAAUAUUAGAUGAAGGCCUUGACUACAUGGCUACAUUUACUCCUCUUUGUUCUAUUUAUGCUUCUAUGGUACUAUUGUUAUUUGUAACAUUUAUAUUUUUUUCAAUGGUUAAUUUUAUGAUUCUAUGAAAACUGAAAAAAAUAUUUUCACAAAAAAGAAAACAUUAAAAGCACACAGAGCGAUUACCGUGACUUUUUACCCUGCAUUACAGGUCUAAUAAAGUGUACUGCAGAAAGAACAAAUUUAUCAACAAUAAGAAACCUGUAGUAUAUGUAAAAGUGUCCUGGUGUUUAAACAAACCAAACAAAAUAUAGUUUAAUAAUAAAAAUAAUGCAAAAAUGUAAUCUUCAAGAGAGUACUGUAAAAAGUUAAAGGGUACCUUUAACUUGCUCUGCGAUUGCUAUGUCUGACAUCACUCUGUUUAGGCGCUGGCAUGUUGGCAACGAAGCCUCCGCAAGCAGGGCAAAUUAAAGAAGACCACAGGAAGAUCAAGGGCCGGACCAGAGGUGGGUGUUACAAAAAAGUAACACCUACAAACCUCAAAACAUGGCGGCGAUGGAACGGAGGAAAGGUGAGUAAAUCUCAAUAUUUUAAAUUGAAUACAUCAAGUAUCUCUAUGAUAUCUGAUGUAUUGAAUGCAUUUGGAGGGGCGCUUUAGAUAAAGUUGUAAAAGGCAUAACAUGUUUACUUUAAAGAAGAGAUUGAACUUAGUGAAUUUAUCCACUCAGCUUUAUAAAGCACACCAUAAAAUGCACCGACACUAGUAGAGCCAGUAAACUACAAAAAUAAAUUGUCUGGAAUUAAAUAUAAUUAACCUGGGAAUUACUUAAGAAAUUGGGAGGUAAAUUGUAAUAUUCACUCCAACAAGGUUCACUGACCUACUUAAAAUAUCACCUUGAAAUAUCAGGAGGACAUAAGAAGUCACAUCCCAAAACCCAGGCAUAAUAAUCAGGAUCUUUCAAAGAUAUGUCCAAAGAAUUCAGUGUGUAUUUCAUAAACAUAAAAUACUUACUGUGUUAAAAGUUAAUUGAAAUUCCAACACAGUCAAAAGAGAUUGUAAGACAAAGUCCUUAUUAUUAGGGCAAGUGUGAAGAAGACACUAGUGUAUCUCAAGACUUAGUGUAUGAUGGAUCCUGCAGUUUUACAGCUCCAUAGACAUCGGGGUUGUAUUCUCUCAUAUGCAUGAAUGGAUAGACAACCCAACACACAGAAUAAAGUCACACAAGUACAGGAAAAACAGUAGACAGCAGUACGUAUUACAGGACCAUAGCGUGACCAGGCUUAAUGUGCAAAGAACAAGAAAUAGAAAUGUCAAAUAAUAGACACGGUCAAUAGAGAUAUACUAAAUAGAUAAACAAGCUAAGGUCAGGGAUACAGGGAAAAGAGUAGUCGCGACAACCCAAGAUCAAUAAUCAGAAGUCAGAGUGUAGAAAAAAUGCGCUCUCUGAUAAACAAACGGGAAUCUACAACAGGGCACUGAAUAUAUAUAUAUAUAAAGCUCAAGUAUUUAUAGGCCUGGGGUUUCAAUGAUAGCCACACCCCAAAACAUUAGUGGGGCCGUCAUCAACGAUGUGAUGACACUGUGAAGUGGGUGUGGUUUAAUGGCAUCAUAAAGGGUGGUAUCAGAAAAGCUGGAAAAUGUGACUGGGGGUGUGAAACUGAUGUGGUGCCUACUUGGGAGGAUUAGGGCACCAGGUGAGUGCUGAAUUGCAAGGUUAUGUGUCCUUACAAAAGCACUGAUGUGUCUCCAGGCAGAUAAAAUACCAGGAUAUGAUGAAAGUUUCAGUGGGGAAAAGCUUCAGGUAAGAGUAUCUUUGGAAAAUAGGCAAAGACUACUGAAGGUGACAGAACUGCUUUAACUAAUUUCACAGAAAUAGGUUGUUAGGUCAGGCAUGCUUUACAAAUCUCCAUGGCACUGCUAUUAGUUAUGAGCUGCUUAUAUAUUCCUGAUCCCUUUCUCCUUAGACACUAACUCUCCUACUCAUCAGGCUAGUAAACCAAUUGGCAUCUUCUCUAUUUAUUCCUCUAACUUAUUUAUGAUCCUUAACCAGCAAUAUCAAUGUGCCAUUUACCCAUCUUUAUAUACCUAAACUAGCUUGGCCUAUUAGAAAACUUUGGUCUCUGACAUUAAACAGAUUUUACUUCUCUCCAUUCACCCACAUUGAUUGUCUUCUGUACUGGUCAAGAAUCCUCUAUCUUUCAACUGUCCUGAGAAAGAAGGGCAGAUACAAAUAAAAACAUCUCUAUGUUGCUAUCAUCACUCACACCAAUGAUCCCGUAACCUCCAAAGGUGCUGAAAAGUCAAUCUGCUUGUGGGUAUAAAUGUAUGUAUAGCUAUAAACUUUAGCCCUCAGUUUUUCACAUUGACUUCACCUUCCUCAUAAUCACAUUCUAUCACAACUCCAACCUUCUCUUGAAAACCUUUAGUAAAUUAAAUGUACUACUUGGUCCUAACUCAAAAAAAAAUUUGCUUUUUUUUUUAGUUAAUUAAUCUAAUGUCCGGUGCUGAAAUACUUACCUCACACAGAAGUCUGUAGUAAGUGCCCAUGGAGACAUAUAUGGGGGGGACAUACCUCUCAAUUAAUAUAGGUAUUUCCACUUUUUUGAAUAUUACACCAUUGAAAUAAAAAACAUUAAAAAUCACCUAUAGAUUAUAUUAAGAUGUUGAUUGGUUUUAAUUUAAAUUUAUAUUAAAGAUUUUGCAAAUCACAAUUAAGUUGAGUCCAGGCACAGUAGGGCACACAUUGCAUAUUAGGAAGGGACAUAGAAACACUGUUGCAAAGGACAGAGUUUAUAACAAUGAUUGAAAGGGAGCUAAGAUGGACAGUUGCUCACAAUCGCUGUAUUAAAACCACACCAUGUUAUAUCAGCACAGCAAGAGCAGCAUUAACUUUAAUCUUGCAACGUUAAAUAUCUACUUUCACAGUAAUAUCCCCACACUGUGCUGUAUAAUUAACUCCAAAUAAUGGUGCAUUAUAGUGGCACUGUCACAAAUUAUUUAAUUGGAGAUGUUGUGUAUCUCUCAAUAUUGUAAGGUCAACAAGGAAAGAAUGCCAAAAUCAAACCUGGGUCUUUUCAGGACCCUACUCAAGGCUCUAUUAAAGGUUAACUUCCCCACACCAUCUUCUCCGAUCAGUACUCUGCAUUUACCUUUGUGCUGUUUAACUUGAUCUAGUACAAUAUCCAUUGUGACCUUAUCUCUUGCUAAUUUAUUACUGGUUACGUGUAGCUAGUUUAGAGUGGUUUAAAACCAUUGUACAAAUGCAGUAUGCACCCUCCCUUAAUCUGUCUCCAAGGGGAUGCAAGUUCUACAGAAUAUUAUGUAACUGUAGCAGUAGAAAUAUUACCUAAUGAGUUCUUUCCUAGUCUCAUGAGACACAUUGUCUAAAUAAACAGCAAAAAGAAUAACAUCCUUGUGAAAUAUACAUUUUCUGUUUGUUUGUUUUUUUGUGUAUUGACAGAAAACUCUGUAGUGUAAUAAACAGGAUCUUGGACCCUUAAUAUCUAGAAGGUUACCACUUGGCUCAGGAGACCGAGAGCAAAUCCAUAUCCAUGUUCACUUAAAGGGACACUAGAGUCAUCAAAACAACUUUAGGUUAAUUGAGCAGUUUUGGUGUAUAGAUCAUGAAUCUGCUGUCUCCCUGCUCACUUCUCUGCCAUUUAGGAGUUAAAUAACUUUGUUUAUACAGUCACACUACCCUGCAUGUGACUUGCACUAAGCACUUCCUGUAAAGAGAUGUCUAAUGUUUAUACUUCCUUUACAGGGCCGGCGCUUCCUAUAAGGCGAACUAGGCAGCCGCCUAGGGCGCCAUAUAGGAGGGGGCGCCCUGCGCCCCCAUCGCCGGUCCUUUAAAUGCCGCAGCCAUCUGAGCGCUCUGUAGAGAGCGCUCAGACGGCUGCUGCACUGCCUCACCUCCCCUGCCCUGCUGUAGCGUGGCCGAGCUCCUUUCUGGUCCAACCCGGCGGACUGACAGGAAGUGCACACUGAGUAUUGCACUUCCUGUCCGCCGAGUCGCGGAACGAAAAAGCUAACUAAACAGAAAGUAAGGAGGGAGGAAGAAGAUACUGGGGAAAGGUUAUAGGGGCAGGAGAGAGGAGAAAGAAACUGAGAGAAAGGUAUAAGAGGAGGAGAAAGAGAAAGAGAUACUGGGAGAAGGAAAGCAUACUGAGAGAUUGUAAGGGAGAGAGAAAGGAUACUGGGAGAAUUAUAGGAAAGAGAGAGAAGAGAGAUACAGAGAAAGUAUUAGGGAGAAAAAGAUUACAGGGAGGAGGAAGGGGAGAAAGAAAGAAAAUUACAGGAGGGGAGAAGAUUACAGGGAAAGGGGAGAAGGUAGAAGGUACAGGAGUAGGGAGAAAGGGAGAAUUACAGGGAGGGGGAGAAGAAGAGAAGAUUACAGGGGAGAAGAAGCGAUUACAGGGAGGGAAGGGGGGAGAAGAUUACAGGGAGGGGCGAGAAGAAGAGAAGAUUACAGGGGGGAGAAGAAGAGGAGAACACAGGGAGGCGGGGGAAUAAGAGGAAAACACGGGGGGAGAAGAAGAGGAGAACACGAUGGGUGGGAGAUGAGAACGUAGGGGAGGGAGAGACCACUAAAGGGGGAGGGGGUGGAGAGACCACUAGGGGAGGGGGUGAGGAGAGACCGCUAAGGGAGGGGGGUGGAGGAUAGACCACUAGGGGAGGGUGGGGGGAGAGGAGAGACCACUAAUGGAAAGGGGGGCAGAGGAGAGCAGAGACCACUAAGGGGGAGACGAGAGACCACUAAUGGAAAGUCGGGGAUAAAAGGAGACCACUAAGGGAGGUAGGGGGGAGAGGAGAGACCACUAAGGGGCAGGGGAGAUCUCUAAGGGAUGGGAGAGCUCUAUAGGACAGGGGGCAGGACAGGGAGCUCUUUCACACCCCACGCACACACACACACACAAUGCAUCCCUAUACACACAGAAACACAACAUGCUUCCCUUAUACACAGAGAAACAAAUAAUGCAACCCUUACACAUAAAGACAAUACAUCCUUUGCACAUAUACACAGAAACACACAAUGCAUCUCUUACACACACAUGCAAACACACACUGCUUCUCUUACACACACACACAGAAACACAAUGCAUCUCUUACAAACACUCAACAUAGAAACAUAGAAUGUGACGGCAGAUAAGAACCAUUCGGCCCAUCUAGUCUGCCCAAUUUUCUAAAUACUUUCAUUACUCCCUAGUCUUAUCUUAUAGUUAGGAUAGCCUUAUGCCGCACCCCUUACAGACACACACACUGCAUCCCUUACAUACACAGAAACACACUUUGCAUCCCUUAUGCAUACAAACACAGAUUCACACAAUGCAUCCCUUACACACAACAAGAAACACACAAUACAUCCCUUAUACACAAACACUCACUGCUUUCUAUCCCUUACACAAAAACACAGUGCUUCCACUACAUACACACUGCAUCACCUACACAAACUGGUAUCCCUAAACACUACAUUCCAUAAGCACACACAUUAGAUCCUCUACAGUAACACAUAACACAUAACACAUCCCCUACACACUCCACUCCCUGUGAGCAAACUCAUGGGUGGAACAUGUAGGUGGACUUAUGGGUGGGCUUUAUGGGCAUACUCACCGUCAGGCCCUGGGGCCCAGACCUUGAGCUAUGUAAGAGGCCCCAAAAAAUGGAGCUGCUUCCCGUUCUCCAAGAACAUUGAAUUUUGUGACCACAGUUACAAACAGCCUCCAGAGAUCCUGUUCUACACCAGACCAGUGGAGCAAGACUGCAGCCAGAGCCCAUCACCAUCCUCAUCUGAUUGUAAGUAGGCAAUCUAGUAUAUUAUUAGUGACACUAAUCUCUAAUUUACCUCACAUUAAAUGGACACUAUAGUCCCCAGAACCACUGCAGCUUAAUAAAGUUGUUCUGGUGUCUAUAGCCGGUCCCUGCAGGCUUUUUAAUGUAAACACACACUGUGUGCAGCACUGGCAUUAGUUCAUAUGGCAGAUCAUAUGGGUGGGGCGAUGUCUCGGGGCGGGGGGUGGGGGGGUAGUGGGCGGCAAAUCUUUUUUUUGCCUAGGACGGCAAAAAUCCUUGCACCGGCCCUGUCCCUGUUCCUUUAUUACACAGUCUGUUUAAUUUACAAUUUCUUAUCUCAUUCACUGUUAAAGUUCAAUUUACAGAACAGUAGAUAAAAGCUUUUAAAGUAAGUUAACAUCUGAUUGAAAGUAAAAGCAUUUUGUUUUCAUGCAGGCUGUGUGAGUCACAGCCAGAGGAGGUGUGAUUAGGGUUGCAUAAACAGAAAUAAAAGGGAUUUAAUUCCUAAAUGGCAGAUAACUGAGCAGUGAUACUUCAGAAGCAUGAUCUAUAAACAUAAAUUUCUUUAUGAAGCUAAAGUUGUUUUGGUGACUAUAGUCUCCCUUUAAGUUUAAACAUAUUUCUUCCUUGUUCCAAAAAUCUACGAAUUAGCCCACCAGUGUUUACUGGUCUUUUAUUUUCUGGGAGAUCAACCAGAGAUGCUCAUAGGGUGUGUACUAGCUUCAAAUGUAGUUAUUCUAUUUGAUGUGUUGCUGCUAAACUGGUAUAAAUCUUAUAUAGAAAACAAAAAUUAUAGGUCACGCCACAAUAGAAACAAAUGAUAUGAUAUAAUAAAAUAAAUAAAUAAUAAAACCAAUAUUGUACUAAAAGACAAAAUAUUUAAAAGGAAUAGUACUGGUAUUAAGAUACAGGAAAAAUAAAAAUAGGUCACGUCACAGUAGACAAUGAAAUAAUAUGAUUACAGUAGUGUACUUACAUAAAUAAGACAAAACGAAAUAUACAAUAGUCCUGAUUUUACUCCAGUAGUGUACACUGUAUCAAACAGUAGAGCGGAAAGGAAACUUCACAGCAAUGGUAUUCCUACUCACCUAUUUAAGAGCUAGUCCAAAGCUCAGGUGUGGAUAGCAUUCAGUGGCAUUGAUCUCCCACUGGUAGGAUGUAGGUGGUGAUUGAUGACGUGUAGCUUGAAGUGAAGGUUUUCUUGAUGUGAGGAAAAAAUACAACAAAAAAUAGUGGUCUCUGUAUAUAACAAAUAAAAAGAUAAUAAUAAAAAGGUAUUAUACUCACAUUUGAGUGAGCAGGGUAUACUGCUCACUAUCAUAGCGUGGGUGGUAUAAUCCCCACCUUAGGAUUCUUGGAUGAGUAUAUACUGCGAUAUUCUUGGUGUCCAGGUUAAAAAAUAAUAAAUAAAAUGAUUUGUAAAAAAGGUGUAUGGCACACACAAAGUAUAGGGGACAAUAUUCCUUUAAUAGUACAAAUUUAAAAAGCAAUAAAAACAGCCAAAACAUGUUUCCCCAACACAGGGCUUCAUCAACUGGCAAUAAAAUUAUCAGUUGAUGAAGCCCUGUGUUGGCGAAACACGUUUUGGCUGUUUUUAUUGCUUUUUAAAUAAAAUUGUCACAGGACAGAGACAAAUGUUCAAUAUCUGAACCAAAACAAAACCUAGAAUUUGUGUUAUGUGUUUGUUUCACUUUCAUUUAAGAGUUUCUCUUUAAGUGCAUCCAUACAUACAGUGAUCAGCCACAACAUUAAAAUCACCUGCCUAAUAUCAUGUAGGUCCCCUUGUGCUGCCAUAACAGCUAUGAUGCAUCAAAGCAUGGACUCCACAAGACCUCUAAACGUGUCUUGUGGUAUCGUACACAGAUUUUAUCAGCAGAUCCUUUAAGUGAGAUUGGGCCUCCAUGGAUUGGAUUUGUUCUUCCAGCAAAUCCCACAUAUGCUCAAUCGGAUUGAGAUCUGGGGAAUUUGGAAGUGAAAACAACACAAAUCAUUCUUGAAGAAUUUUUGCAGUGUGGUAUAGUGCAUUAUCCUGCUGAAAAUGGAACAUCAUCACCAUUGCCAUGAAUGGAUGUACGUGGUCUGCAACAAUCUCUAGAUAGGUGGUACCAGGGCCGGCGCUACCUGUAGAGAGCCUCAGGCAGCUGCAGCUUUGCCCGGGCUGGUGCGUCCAUGAGGGAGCACCGCCCAGGCGCAGCAUGAGGAGAGGGGCUGACAGGAGGGAAGCGCUCAGCGCUCCCUCCUUUCACUCCCUCACUGUAGCGUGGCCGAGCUCUGUAUGGUCCGCGGGUACAGUGAGCAUCUGUCUCCUGUACCCGGCCGGACUAACAGGAAGUGCACACUGAGUGUCUCCUGUACCCGGCCGGACUAACAGGAAGUUAGAGUGUGCACUUCCUUUUAGUCCGUGGACCAUACAGAGCUCGGCCACGCUACAACAGUGUGGGGGGGGGGAAUAGAAGGAAAUUGAGAGAGGGAAGGAAACUAGAGGGGGAUAAGGGAGGUGGAGGAGGGGAAGAAGAAGGAAAUUGGAGAGGGAGGAGAAGAAGGAAAUUGGAGAGGGAGGGGAGAAGAAGGAAAUUGGAGAGGGGGGAGAAGAAGGAAGAGGGGGGAGAAGAAGGAAAUUGGAGAUGGGGGAGAAGAAGGAAAUUGGAGAGGGGGGAGAAGGAAAUUGAGAGGGGGAGAAGGAAAUUGAUGGGGGGGAGAUUGACAUCCAUCACACACACACAAUCACACACAAUGCACCCCUUGCACACAGAGAAACACACAAUGCAUUACACACAAGCAAUGCAUCCCUUACACACACAGAAACACACAAUGCAUUCAUUACACACACUCAAUGCAUCCCUUACAGACGCACACACUGCAUCCCAUACAUACACAAACACACCUUGCAGCCCUUGCCCAUACAAACACAGAUUCACACAAUGCAUUCCUUACACACAUCAGGACAUCCCCUACAUACUCCACCCCCUGUGAACAAACUCAUUGGUGGAACAUGAAGGUGGACCCUGGGACCCAGACCUUGAGCUGUGUAAAGGGCCCCCCAAAAAUGGAGCUGCUUCUUGUUCUCCCAGAACAUUGAUUUUUGUGACCACAGUUACAAACCGCCUCCAGAGAGCCUGUUCUACACCAGACCAGUGGAGCCAGACUGCAGCUUGAGCCCAUCAUCAUCCUCAUCUGGUUGUGUGUCGGCAAUCUAGUAUAUUAUUCGUGGCACUAAUCUCUAAUUUACCUCACAUUAAAGAAACACUACAGUCCCCAGAACCACUGCAGCUUAAUGUAGUGGUUCUGGUGUCUAUAGCCUGUCCCUGUAGGCCUUUUAAUGUAAACACGGCAGCACUGCAGCACUGGCGUUAGUUAACAUGACAGAUCAUAUGGGUGGGGCAUUAUGAUGUCACAUGGGGGGGCGGCAAACUUUACUUUUGCCUUGGGCAGCAAAAAUCCUUGCACCGGCCCUGGGUGGUACAUGCCAAAGAAGCAUCUACAUGAAUGCCAAGGGCCCAAGGUUUCCCAGCAGAACAUUGCCUAGAGCAUAACACUGACUUCUCCAGAUAGUGCAGCCUGCUGCUAUUUCUUCCCCGGGUAAAUUAUGCACUUGCACCAGGCCAUCCAUCAGACCUAAAAGAAAAAGUGAUUCAUCAGACCUGGCAGAGGUUCUUCCAUUGCUCCAUGGUGCAAUUCUGACACUCAUACCCCAUUUCAUAUGGAACUGCAAUGUUUUAAAUUGCACCCAGACCACUUGAAUUAGCUGGAGUGGUCUGGGUGCUUGUAGUGUCCCUUUAAAGAGUUACGCCAUCCCCCACGCUGGUAGAAGUCGUCAUCGAGUAUGCAGUGGUGUAUCCUGGUUUUGUGCUGCCCUAGGCAGGACAAAACUCAGACGUCCCCCUCCCCCCGCCCCACCUUCUAAAUACACACACACAAACAGUCAGACACACACACACAAACACACAGUCAGACACAAACACACAGUCAGACACAAACACACACACACACACACAGUCAGACACAAACACACACACACAGACACCCACACACAGUCAGACACAAACACACACACACAGUCAGACACACACACACACAAUCACUCACAUUAACACUUUUAAAAAAUUUUUUAUUUAACCCCCCUCCUUACCUGUGGGAAUGCUGGGGGGGGGGUUUCUUUCUCCCUGGGGUCCAGUGGCUGCCAGUCGGGCUGAUGGGCUGGCUGCUGGGCGGGUGGCUGGCGAGGGAGCACUUCCUCUGAGCGGUCUGCUCAGCUCCCUCGCGUGCCGCAGAGUGAGGCUGGGAGCUGGAAUAUGACGUCAUAUUCCGGCUCCCAGCCUCACUCUGCAGCGCGCGAGGGAGCUGAGCAGACUGCUCAGAGGAAGUGCUCCCUCGCCAGCCGCCCAGACCAGCGCCCAGCAUAUCAGUUUAACAAGACAUUUGCCCUGGGCAUUUGGGCGGCGGCUUUUUAAAAAAAAUGCUGCCCAAGGCAAAUGCCUUGUUUGCCUCGCGGCUAAUACGUCCCUGCGAAUAUGUAUGUGCAACAUUUGUUCUUGAAACGUGGCACAUACAGUAAUAUCUUCGUGCAGCACACAUGUACUCUGUUCCAUGCUGCCUAAUGUCAGUUCUGUGCAAAAAUUACAUUUGCCGUCAUCGUCCUGGCAACAGAUGUAAUGAAUUUCUUCCUUGCACUCAGUGCGCCUGAAGCUUCAGUGUCCCCUCUCUUGCUUUUCUUAUUUUGUCCAGCACUCCUUCCUCUUCCAGGCUCAGUGUGCUCUCUGAACCAGAACAUUCCUAUCAAAUGCUUCUCUAUGAGAAGUAUUAGAUUAAACUAUAGAGCAGAAGGGAGUAACAUCAGACGGGGAAUGGAUGACCCUCGCCUGGUGCUGGAUUUAAGGUUUUAUAUCUAACUCAUAGCGAUUAUAACAGAAAAGGGGGUCCCUAGUUACUAGUGCCCAAUAGGGCAAUAUAACAAAAAUUACACCAAGGAUAAUAAAUAGUUAGAGUAACCUUUUAAAUAGAAUUCAAAUGUUAAAAAUGUGGGGUAUUCCUAUACCCAAAGGCAUACUAAAAAGGAAGUGGGGCGAUCCACACUCAUAGUGGGCAGCAGGAGGAGGAAUGCAGAGACGCGCAAUGCCGUGCUGUCCACAUGCUCCACCCUCACAGUGUUUGAGCUGAAGCACUCUGACACUCUGUGCGGGAGACCCUGGAGACGGAUCAGCAGGGAGCAGCGAGCAGGCUUAGGAUCAGGGUUAGUGCUUGCUAAUAUUGUUGAUUUGUUUUGUUUUUUGUUUAACCCCUUAAAGGACCACUAUAGUGCCAGGAAAACAUACUCGUUUUCUUGGCACUAUAGUGCCCUGAGGGUGCCCCCACCCUCAGGGACCCCCUCCUGCCGGGCUCUGGGGAGAGGAAGGGUUUAAACACUCACCUUUCUCCAGCGCCGGGCGGGGAGCUCUCCUCCUCCUCUCCGCCUCCGAUCCUUCUCUUCGGCUGAAUGCACAAUGCUUUCCUAUGGACGCUGGCGUCUUCUCACUGUGAUUUUCACAGUGAGAAGCACGCAAACGCCUCUAGCAGCUAUCAAUGAGACAGCCACUAGAGGAUUUGGAGGCUGGAUUAACCCUAUUAUAAACAUAGCAGUCAACCCUAGAGGGACCUGGCACCCAGACCACUUCAUUAAGCUGAAGUGGUCUGGGUGCCUAGAGUGGUCCUUUAAGGACACAUGACAUGUGUGACAUGUCAUGAUUCCCUUUUAUUCCAGAAGUUUGGUCCUUAAGGGGUUAAAAGUGUUUUUUGUGCAGGGGUCUUGUAGAGGGAGGUGGGGCAGGGGUGUUUGUGAAUAGGGGGUGCAUUGGGCUGUAUGUAGUGCGGGGGUAUUGUAGAGGGGGAUGCAGAAGUUUUUGUAGAGAGGGGGCAGGGAUUUUUGUAAAUGGGGGGGCACUUUUUUUUUAAGGCGGGCAUGUUUUUUGUAGAGGCAGCAGGGGAUUUGAAAAAGUGGGACUGGGCAUUGGUUUUGUAGCAGGGGGCUUGUAGAAGGGGGGCUGGGCAGGGGAUUUGUAGAAGGGGGAAUAGGCAGGUUUUUUUUGUAGAGUAGAGAGGGCAGGGGUUUUGUAGAAAUGGGGGUUGUAUUGCACAGACAGUUAGUAUUGUUUUUGUGUACACUUAUGUGGCAUGUGUAUUAUUAUGAAAAAUAUUUUUGCAAAUCUUGAAAAUUGAUUAUACAAACUACAAACAUAUCCCAGCAAAAUAGAACAUUGAAAUUAUUAUUAAGUUAAGAAAACUUUGACUGAAUCAGCAAGAACACUAAUGCAACAAUUGAAAGAACACAAUAAUAUAAUGUGGAGGGAGGGUAGUAAUGGUAGAAUGGGAAGGUUCUAGAAUUGUAUUGAGGUGAAAAGGUUAAUGCUGAAUUUUGUUACACCAUUACAUAGUAAUCUGGGUUGAAGAAAUACUCAAGCCCAUGAAGUUCAACAUGUAUAACUGUUAAAACCCAUUCCUUUAUGUUGUUGAUCCAAAAAAAGAGAAAAGGGCAUAUUUAGAAAAAGCUGAAAUGUUCCUUAUCUGCCAACAAUGGACACUUCUGAACUCCAUCUGCUAAAUGCCUGUGUGCCUGAGCAGAAUGCUUAGCUUGUUUAAAAAGGCAGAAGGCAGACGAAGGAAUGGUAGUAUUUAUAGCGACUGCGUUCAUAAUUGGGCUGCGUGGUGAUGAUAAAAAUACAUGCUGAUAAUAUAUACAUCUAAUUGUUUCUCACAGUCAAAUGUUUGGAGACAGAUGUCAGACAUAAGCAUGAACAAUCACACAAAUCAUUAACAUCAUGUAAAAACAGAUGCUGCUAACCCAGCUGCAUUGACUUUUACAUGUUUUAAAAUAUGUACACUGUACAUCCAUGCUGUUUGGAUUCUAUAGUCCAUCUUUAGACCUAAGUCCUUGUGACGGUCUGAAUAUGUGUUACCAUCUGUCAUUCCCUUAUUUCCAUAAAAUAAUAUCGCCAAUAAUCCUCAGGGUAAAAUAUUGCUGGUAUCGCAUAAUAAUCCACUCAUGAACCAAAGCUUAAUGCGGGAACAAGACUGGUUUAAUGGAAGGCAAAGGCAUUCAAUCUAUACUGCAUCAAACUCCUCCUCUGAGCCAGCAAGAUAAUUGAGCUUUGGAAACAUACUAAACUCAAUUAUCUGCUGGCCAGAAAAAUCUUACAAUUUCACAUUUUCCAGAAAUAUCAUAAACAGACAUAAAACCCCACAAAAAACAUAUCCCUGGGUAACUGAGCUUGAUGGGAGUAACAUAUGAAAAAUUUAGACAUCCGUUCGGUAGUUUUCUAAUGGCACUGUGUGAAAGUUUGACCGGUCUGCCACGAGGGUGAAUCCGAAAAAGAGUUCCAUAGAAUUGGUAGCAAGAGCCGGUCUGCGUUCGCGUGGAUUUGUACGAAAACCACCAUAGAUGGAGUAAAGCUGAUUUGUGUAGAAUGCUCCUCUUGUUCGUCUGAUUGAAACUCGAUUGAAAGUAGUACGUAUGGGACUUCCAUAAAGACCGGUGUUCGUGCGAGUGCCAUGCCCAAAACAGUUCCAGGCACUCGACGACCAAGUCUCGCUGCCCGUGUUCGGGAGAAAAGAUGGCCGCCGUCCAUUGUUCUCACCACGUGCGUUCAUAUGCACGAAAUGGCAGCCACCUAGGAGCAUUCAAUUACUCUGCGGUUUUCGUAUAGUUACACAGUGUUCCACGUUCCAAUUAGUACCCAGGGUGGUCUCCGUUCGGUAAAACAAAUGAUUUACCGAGCAACGAAAAAUAAAACAGAUAAACAAGGGAAUUAGGUAGCAGGGAGGGGAAAUAACGGUUACUGGGGAAUCCUUCACAGUCCUCAAGUAGGCUGCCUGUGGAAUUUCUUCUCUAAUGAUAACUAUAUGUAUACACAGUCAGCAUACCUACCAACAGUCCAGGUUCCAGUUCGUGCUGCUGUCCUGCUGUCCCAGGUUGGUUUCCUGUUGUUCCCUGAUAUCUUCAGAAAAAACACAAAGAAAGUGCAUCAGCAGAAACAUGCUGUGCUGUAUGGACACACAUGCAUAGUCAUUGGCCCUAAGACUAGGCACAGAUUUCUUCAGCAGUGCACUGUCUAUCUUGAGUGUGGCUCGAUAGGGAGGUGGUCAGUCAGCCUGGGUUGCAUUCACCGAUGCUUCCCUCUUUGGAUGGCCCCACUCCUUUUCCAAAAAGGACUGUUUCAGGUCCUGAAACAUGUGGCGUUACUGGAAUAUUUCCAUAGGCUUGUCCACCUCCCUUUCUGACUUCAUAUCUUCAAAUGUUGGGAAGUAUAAAAUGGCCAUGCUUUUGUAGGUUAAAGGGGCAUAUAUACCUAUAUAUCUUUCAGAAUUGUUCUGCCAAAGGCAUGAUGAUUGGGCUCAAUGCUUCUCUAUGAGAGGCAUCCAGGUGGUUGAGCAUAGUGAUUGGUUCACAUGCCUAGUAGGUCCCUAGUGCUUGUUUCUAAAACACAUUGGAUUAGACCAGAGAUCAUCUGGACAGAGUAGGAGUGAUUGCAGCAGAGAGACUGCCUGGUGUUGAUAAAAAGAUGAGUAAAACAAGGCUUUUUAUAUUUGAAAACUAUAAGUCUAGUAAGAUGCUUAUUUUUGAUGUUAGAGUGUUACUUUAACCAAGGCUAUACAUGGCUCAGCAGGAGAGAGUAAGGACAAAUCGACUCUCAUUACAGUGUGCCAGGGCGCACACCGCAUGUCCCUUUUACAUUGCCAUGACUUUGUUGACUUUGACGUGAAUUUCAUUCAAGGGGUUCAUUAGUUAAAAUAUUUUGGGAUCACAGGUAGUUUAAGUAUCUGUGACUUCUUUUAGUUUUCUCUAUGAGUAAAAUGUUGUGUUUUUAAUUUGUACAAGCAUUGUAAUUAAAUAUAAAAGAACACUAUAGUGUUGGACUACAUGUUUGGGACACCGGGCCUCAUCAGUAAGGAGUAAAAAGUAACUUUACUUACCUUUUCUCCAUCACCGCUCUGGUCUCGCUGUGGCUGGACCCUUCUCUAUGGCUGAGAUCAUGAGUCUUGAUGUUCUCAGUCAAUCCAAUGCUUUUUCCAUAGGAAAGCAUUAGGAAGCUGUUGUGUAAAAGCUAUUUUGGAACCUAUUGUGUAAAGGGACUAUAGUGUCCUUUUAACUUUGAUAUCCAGUGUCAACAAAUAUUUUAGUUCAUCACCUUACUAUUAGCUGCAAUAUGCUUUUGAAAGAAAAAAAAUACAAAGCUACAACUACAUCCCACAAUUCACUUAAUUUACAAUCAUAGAUGGAAAUAUCUACGCCUAUUUUUUUGGUUAAAGAGCAUAAUAAAUUAUUUUUGUCGAUGGUGAUAAAAUUGCAGGUUGUACAGCCUUCAGUAGCAAGCUAAAAAGUGAAUUACAACUCCCCAAAAGCCUGUUGUGCCAUAACCCCUUGUGGUAUGGAGGUGGUUUAGAAAGCUGUGACGAUACUAGCUUAACGUUAGUCACCUCCUGGUAUGAUGAUCACUCCAGACCGUUAAACAACUUUCGUUUCCUGAAAAGCUUUAUGUGUGAAGAGUGUGUCCUCUUUUUUUCAUAUUGCAAAAAGUGCAGAUUUCGAUAGAAUUUUAUAAUUUUAUAAAUCAACCUGGUUUCAAGCAGAAAGACAGUAAUGUUACUUCCUGGUUUGGUUAGCUCAAUAAAGCUAAACUCGCCAAACAGCAUGGGGAGCAGAGAAACUGUCACACCACAAAGCAUACACCCCCACCACCCAAGGCACUCACACAGGACCGGGAGGCAACGGCGGAGUCCCUCUAGCUUCCAUGAUCGGCGACGCCAAGGCCCCAUGGGACUUUCCAGUAUGUGCCCUGCAAGUGCCGACUACAGGAGUAGGCUGACUUUCACUGACUCUCACUGCCGCACUGCGGCCGGUACUGCUGUCAUGCCACCACAUCCAUGCAGUUAUAGAGGACUAUGUCUCGCAAUAUUUUCAAGCCUGACCUCCCUGAAACAGACUAACGUUAGCAAUGUUAUAACAUGUUUUUACAGCGUAGAAUAGCCCGAAUAUUAAUCGUAUGCCAUAUCCUUUCAUGUUGAACUAUGUCGCCCACCUAAUGCGACCUUAACUUGUGUUGAGUAACUUAUAAGUGAUAUGCUUAUCUAUACAGUCAAACUAGCCAGGUACCGGCAACACAGCGGAUUAGACUUCAGGGGCCUAUAUCAUAACCUAGCAUAUCUAGCAAUGCCCUCACUUUAUGUUUCCCACAGUUAACUUGCAAGCACUGUACUUGAUUAGCAUGCAUACUCUUCAUAUAAAGCGUAGAUUAAACUAGUAAAUUUAAAUGUAAUGCCUAACCAAUAUAAAUAUAUGUUCUGUUCAUGCAUCUAUAUACAAAAAUGUGCACUGCUCAAAUGCCAUAAAUGGAACAUCAAUACGAUAUGUCUAUGCUUACUAACGCUGUUGUGGCAGAGUAAGCUGUUUUGUCUAUCCAUGCACUCAAAAAUAAAGAAUUAAAAAAAAUUAAAAAAAAUAAAGCUAAACUCAAGAGGCAGCAACUGCUCAGAGCACCUGCCUUACAAUGACUUCUCAUUGAGCUGCAUUGGAAAGUCUGUGAUUGGACAGCAACAGAAAGUCUGGGCGGGGUUAGAAGAUGAACAGUGAUUUGUAUUUUUUUAUAGUUGGGUAGUGAAGUACCCCUUUACAGCUACAUUGUUGUUAAAAAAAUGCAAUACCUUUAAUAUAAGUACUUUUUUUUUGCCCCAUCAUAACAGCCCAGGUUUUUUUUGUCUUGUGUUCAGCCCACUAACAUGGUGGACUGGUGAUUAGAUGUUUGCCUGCAACUUGGAGUGCUAACAUGCACUUUAUUCAUUAUAUUCAGAUUUGGUUUUAAAAUGUAUUUACUUGCUGUUUCAGUUCAUUUUGUACAUCCUCCAAUGGCGUGUUCGUAAGUCUUUGUCCACAGCCAUUGGUUGUGUCUUCCAGUGUUUCCAAAAUCAUAUUGUGACUGCUGUCUCCUCUUGUUAAUGAAUUGAUUAUGCUGAAGAUCAUAUUCAGAUAGGUUGUAGGUAUAUCCCUGGACUACCGAUGAUACAGACUUUCCAGGAAUUUACAUAAAUCAGCCUAAUUAGCUAUGGGAGACCAAGCUGGGAGUGAUAGGAAUUGUUUCGAAGAUGAUUUGUGGUGUCAGAUCAGUCAAAAUUAAUUCUGAUGCUAGUGCCCUGAAAAUAUUUUAUAAAGUACUCUCACCGCUGUCACCGCAUGUCAGUAUUAGUACAAUGUCUAGUUAAAAAAAAUAACUAGAAUCUUGUACCUAAAUAAAAAAACACUUUUUAACGUGUGCAUUAAAUAUUGUUCUGUUCAUUUGCUGUUUUGAUACACUGUGGCAGCAUGUCCACGCAACACAGAGAUAAGGUUAAUUGCCUUCUGUGCAUUUUGCAUGUUUUAUUAAAAUCUGAUUAUACAGCGAUCCUUGGAUCUUUCAGUUGGUUGAGAUUUCUUCAAGGUCGGUGCGCACUAAGAAUAUUAAACAGUCAAUUUAGCUUGCAGUUUAUAUAAGUACUCUGCUUCAGUCCUUGUUACUCUACAGCAGACCACAUUUACAGGAGAUCCCAAAACACUUAAGGUUAAGCAUCACUGCUAUUCUAGAGUAAAAGAGGUUCCUGGUACAGAUAACUACUGGAAUACAGCUCCCAGCUUCCUCUGGCAGUCUUUUGGCUUAAAAGCUCCAGUGAUAACAUGUCACUCGUAAUAUUAGAGCUUAGUCCUCAUCUAGGCAAGGGCAUGUUUGUUAGUUAUGACCAUCCAUUCAAAACAAUAUAGAGGGUACCUGAGAUCCCAGAGUGAUAUUGCAAUGUAAAUAUUAGCAUUAUUAGAGAACUGGGCCUCUGUGUUUUAUAUUAGUUCACCCGACAUCGCUUGAGUAUUAUCUUUCCUUAAAAUACUAACUAAAAAUAUGUAAUAUUUGCAUUAGGUAUGUUUUGAGUUUAUUUAUGGCAGUUUGAAUGUUAUUCCAUUUACUUUUUAUUGCUUACUUAACAUUACAAUUCAUACCUAGGAGGCGACCCAAAUCUCCAUUCUUCUGCUCCAUAUUGAUGAGUUUUUCAGGGCAAGCCAGGACACCCCUCUAAUGCUAAGAGCAGGAUUCAUUAAGAUUCACGUUGAGAUGAGCCAUUGCACACCAUAAAAUAUAAAUCUGAAUUUGGCAGAGAUCUUGUUUGUUUUGCCAAUGUGCACGCCAUUGUACAAAGCCUCCUGUCUUUUUCCCAGGUCUGUGGCAGCCGGCACUGCCAAGCAGCACAGAUUUUAGAAGAUUUAAAUCCUAUAUGUUUCAGAUGAUUUAGCUAAACAUUUCACUUCUGUCCACUGGAAACAAGCAGGCUGAAGAUACACAGACAUUAAACAAUACAUAAAAAAGAAUUAGUCUGCACAGCACUGGUGGAACCACAGCCUAAAUAUUGAAAGAUUGGAUUUUUUGUCUGUCUAAUUUAUUUUCCAAGGAGGAUAAGCUAUAAAGCCAAGAUCUGUUUUACAGACCUCUAAUUUACAAGGCUUAUUGUAAAUGCUUCUAACAUUAGAUAGCAGAUACUAUGCCAUACAAUAACAUACUCUAACAUACCAUUGAGAAUGAGACCUGGUUAGUGAGAAGGGGUAGUUGUGACAAUUCCUUCAUCUAUUGUUUUAAAAGAAAUGUAAAGUUCGAAGUUAAUUAAGUGAUUCUGUUGGUAAUUAUAAGGAUUGUUCCUGUAUAUAGUUAAGACCCCAUGUUCUAGAUAUUUUCUUGAAGGUUCUCCAGACCUCUAUGGGAAAUAUUUAUGAAACUGUUCUGAAAAGUGGCAGUUAAAUUACAUCAAUAUAUUUUUAUUGUAUUUAUUAAAGUAAUCUAAAAAGUGACAUCUCUUUUCAUAGUAAAUCCCGAUAGUUUUUGCUGAAAUUUCCAUUUAAGAAGACUGACAAAUUUAUGACAGAAAAAUUCUGUCAACUUUCUUUUUUAAAAAGUGGCAAAUAUAUUUAUAAAUCUACCGUGUUAGCAAAACAAUGUUGCAUAUUCAAAAAUGAGAGGGAGCAAAAAAAGCAACAAACGUAAAAAUCGGAAACAUUUAAAGGGACAGUAAAGGGUCAGGAACACGAACAUGUAUUCCUGAUCCUGAGCCUCUAGUGUUAAAACCACCAUCCAGUCCCCCUGGCCACCUCUUGCCUCCUUAAAUAUAGUAAAAUCUUACUUGCAUUCAAAUCUGCAGUUACUGGCUCUGCCCCUAUCUGCCUCUAAAACUGCCUGCUGUCUGCUGACAUCAUCAGAAGUGGUGAUCUGAGCCAAUCACAAUGCUUUCCCAUAGGAUUGUUAAGGAGGCAGAUCAGGGGCAGAGCCAUCACAAGUCAAAUACAGCCCUGACCAGUCAGCAUCUCCUCAUAGAGAUGCAUUGAAUCAAUGAGUAAAGUUUAGUGUCUCUAUGCAGAGGGUGGAGACACUGAAUGACAGUGCUGCUCACUGUGCAGCCCUGCCCCAGGAAGCACUUCUAGCAACCAUCUGAGCAAUGGCCAGUGGAGUUAUUACUAGGCUGUAAUGUUAACACUGCAUUUUCUCUGAAAAGACAGUGUUUACAGUAAAAGGCUUGAGGGGAAAGAUUCUACUCAUCAGAACAAAUUCAAUUAGCUAUAGUUGUUCCGGUGACUAUAGUGUCCAUUUAAUUAAUUGUGCUUUGUUGAUAAUUACACAGGUAAGUGUCGCCAACACCUUAAUAAAUCACACCUAUGGCUCAAGUGGCAAAGCCCCAGGUGCAAUAUAAGAAAGGUAUUUCCUCUGCCCCGUUUAAGGUUUAGGACAUUGCACCUGUCACAGACCCUUUGUUUGUAUGGAACAAUCUUGUUGUGCAUUAGACCAGGGGUAGGCAACCUUUGGCACUCCAGAUGUUGUGGACUACAUCCCCCAUAAUGCUCUUACACCUAUAAUGCUGGCAAAACAUCAUGGGAGAUGUAGUCCAAAACAUCUGGAGUGCCGAAGGUUGCCUAUGCCUGCAUUAGACUAAAAAGGUGUUAAUUGACAUAAAGAUUAACACAGCACAAAUAGAUAUUGCAUAACACAGCUGCUGGUCCUGAUCAAUAAUAACCUGUAGGCACCUGUAGAUACACGUAAACAUAGAUGCACACUCACACACACAUAGAUACAUACUCACACAUACAUAGACACUUACAUACUUUGCAACUUGAUUAGGGUGCUGGACAGCCUAUAAGUGAUCAUUAGGGAGAGAGAGAAAAUCACCCUCAUCUGUUUGUGGUGUCUAAUGUUUGGGAAACAGGAAAGCUGUGCAUUGUUAGCACAGUCUUCCUUGCUGUUCCCAUUCAAUGCAUUGUACUAACAACCUGCCGUAGGUGUUGUGUUGUGAUGUGACCUCCUAUCCCAGCACUGGCUGCCUGUCUCUGUGUAAACAUGCAGUUGCAGUUAAUGACAUUAAAGGGACACUCCACUGCCAAAAUUCAAAAUAAAUAAAAAUCAGUGUUUAAUAUAUAUAUCCCAAAUUAACAUAUGCAUGCAUAUGGUUUCCUUACUGCUAAUUAAUUCAUGAUCUGUCAAUCUGCAGCACAUCUAUGCGUAUGUCUACGUAUGCUAUAGAUCACUGUAAUAAACACGUUGACAAGGAAAAUAUAGAACAAGUGCGAUUCAACACUCUGCAGCAACUAUCUUAACACUUCGUACAGCACAAAUGUGACCUAUUCCUAGCAUGUGUUACCAGCGUAAAUUAGAGCUUGUAAAUUCGUGCCAAAUGUUUAUCUCUCAUUGAAUGAUUCUGCCUACCACCAUGUGCAGUACUGUACAGUUCCAUACCGUGGUCUACAAAGGCUGAGUAGAAGGUUACAAUAAAGUACAGAGAAGUUCUUUAGGUAUUUAUUAAGUUAUGAUAAUUUCUGAUUUCAGAUACAUAACAGACCUUAAAAUUCUAGCAUGCGCAGGCCUUCCUAUGCCUUCAGCGCUUUCAUUGUAAUGUGUGAUAUGUUGCUACCUGAGCAAAUGGCAUAAACAAUAAGCGGUAACAUAAUCUCAUCCACGAAAUGACUAACAUCUGCUGCCUUUCACUUUUCUGCACAAUUUUACAAAUCCCAGAUUGUCAUUCAAGAACUUACAUUUUUGUUUUUAUUGUGAUAGCAGAGUCUUUCUCUCUUCAAACCUUGUAAAAUAACCUAUUGGACAGUACUGCACAAAUUGCUGCCACCUUACAAAUAAUAAAACAUCCCUGCCUGCUUGCUUGUAUUGUUUGGGUCCAAUUAUUGCACUUUAGAGGUGGCUAAAGGACCCAUAACAGUCUGAUUUGUUGAGCGUGAUUCAGGAUAGAGGGAUUUCAUCUGUGCUGCUGUCAAACUGGUGGUCACACAUGUGUAGCUAUUUAUUUUUUUAAAUGAAACAUGAUUUAAUAACUCUAUAUUAACGUGCAUUAAUGAACAGUAGCAAAAUUCCUGUAUCCUCUGUAUCCUUUAGUAUCGGCUGUUGAAUUUGUGGACCAAGGGAUUUUUUUCAGGUUGUGAGGCUUGCUGUUAUUAUGUUGUCAUGGAUCCUUUCUUCCUCUCUGGGCUUCCCAGGGAGACCUGACAUUUGUUGCUUUAUUCAUUUGUUUGUGUGUUGUCACUCUCUCUCUCACAGCACAUAAAGGUUUCGGUUAUUUGAUGCUAAGCAAAUUGUUUGAUGCUGGGCAGGUUAGUUAGGUAUCUUAGCUAUUCGUGCUGAAUACUACAACUUCUGGUUAUUUUAUUGUUAGUAGCUUUGGGUUUUAAUUUCAGGACAGCACUAAAUGCUCUUUGACAUUUACACUACCAAGAUUCUAAUAAUCCACUGUUUACCUAUCCUGGCAAUAGGCAACCAUACAGAGUCAUAAUUCUGUAAGCUCAUUACAUUAUAGGAGAAUAAUUUAAUUAAAAAAAUGUAAAUGUGUAGAUGCUAGUAUUGGUGUGUCAAACCAUUCAGAGAAAAGGCUGUGUUUACAUUACUGUCUAGAAACAACUCUAGUGGCAGUCACUCAGCCACUAGAGGUGUCUUCUGGGUCAGGGUUGCACAGUGUGCAGCACUGACGUUCAGCGUCCCCACGCUCUGCAUGGAGGUGCUGAACGCUCCUCAUAAAGAUGCAUUGAUUCAAUGCAUAUUUAUGAGGAGAUGCUGAUUGCGCAUGCGCAAUACCCUGUCAGUGCUUUCCUAUGGGAAAGAAUUGAAUUGCCUGAGAUUAUCAUUAAUUUGAUGAUCUCAACCAAGGAGGCUGAACGUGUCCAGCUGUGACAGACCCACGCAUGCUGGAAAAACGGUGACGUAAAUCACCUUUUUAACGCUGGUAAGAAAGGGCCUGGAGCUAAACGGCGCAUUUAGACCUCUAGUGUCAGGAAUAGAUGUUUGUAUUCCUGACACUAAACUGUUACUUCAAUAUUGGGUGCUGAAAGAGUAGGAGGCUUCUCAAAAAAUUGAGGAAGAGAAAGAGCCGUUCUGUGGUCAAUUGAUUCGAUAGGAAUAAGUGAGGUUUUUAGCUGGUAUUAUAGCACAUUAAUUAUAUCUGCACUGGAAAUUUAUCUUAGGGUAAAAAUAAUUAACCAACAAACAUUAAUAUUCAAUCAUGUCAAUGUUGACGUUAUACAGGAAAGGUCUCUAGGUAAGUGUCGGAGUGAGCAAACUUUGAUAGGAGACUUGUCACGGCGCAUGCUGCAGCUACUUCUACAUCAAAUUAUAGAUGGAGGAGACUCUAUAUGUUGAAUGACAGGAACAGGGCGGCUGGUCCCAGGUUUAAGAUCCAGACCUUGUGAAUCUGUUCUCAGCACAAGGAAACACGAUAACAAGCUUGUACUCCACGGACUAUCUUUUUAAAAGACAGGCUUUCAUCAGUAACAGUUAUUCUGGGAACUAGCAAGCCAUGUAGUCUGUCCCGUGUAGUUGACAGGUUAUGUAGGUUAAGUAGAGUAAUUUUUUGGGAAGCACAGCACAUAAGGAGUUGUAGGGAGUUUCUGUCCCACACAGCAUGUUACUAGCACAGAAAGUGGGCAAGCUGAACAGGGGGAUUAGUGUGGAUGGCUCCUUCUAUCUAUAUUGUGUGAAGUGCAGGUAAUACAUAGUGUAUAUAUAUUUUACUUUGAAAUUACAUUUUAAACAGUUCUCCUCAAGUUCUGAAAUUAAUUAUUUCGAUGUUAUAUUAGAAAUAAGUAAAAAUAAACACUGUUUUGUAUAUUAACCAUGCUUUUACUUUGUGUCUUUUUAAAGACAUUAUUAUAACUAUAUGGCUUAACUAAUCCAUUUAAUAAUCCAUAGAAUAUUUGGUUGGAAAAUGUUUUUUACUUUUAUCCAUAAUGAUAUUCAAAGAUAUCCACUCUCCCAAGGACCUCACACUUUCCUGAUGACCUUGCAAAAAAAAAACAACAAAAGAGCACGAGAACUCUGAGAGAGCCUAAAAGUUUAGAGAAACUCAAUAGCUUGCCCUUCGGUUAUUCCCCGCUCAGGUCUCAAACUAGUUUUUCUCACUUGUGCCAUUUUAGAGUGAACCUAUACCAUUUGCAGAUCAGGCUGAUCCCACCUACAAGGGCAGAUCUGAUGCAAAAUGCCAGCAAGUUCCCUCUGAGCAAGAGAUACACAACAAUCGUUUCAGCCUUCUCUGAGCCUCAUCAGCAAGGUGUAGCUGAUACCCCUCUAGGCACUGUGAGCAUGGGGUCUGGAUUAUUCUUUUAACUUAGGGAGAGCCAAGUUAAUGCAUUGCUACAAAAACCAAGGAUAUGAGAACUCUGAGACAAAAGUUUAGAAUGGCAGUACAGAUCCGAAGUGCCAGCAAGUUCCUUCUUCACGAGAGAUCACUUCGGAUCUGUACUGCCAUUGUGGUUUGAUCUGAACAUGCUCCUCAUACCUAAAAAAAAUGUGCUGUUAACACAUAUGCCAUGUUAUUGGUUACUUCGGAAUAUUUAUGAUGGCUUGUUCCUGCUAUUGUGGCAUUACAAGCAUUUUGUUAUUCUGAACACAGAAAAAUAAAGAUUGACAAAAAAAAUAUCAGGCUGGUAGAAAUAUGUACCACAAGUUACAAAAUAUGUAAAAAUAAAUCUUCAGAAUCUCUGUAGUGGUUAUGGUGCCAGAUGUGCCCUGGCAUCCCCAAUUAUAUGGAGUCAGACUGCUUUUGAAUGGUUUGAUUAUGCAGGAACAUAAAGGGACACUAUAGUCACCAGAACAACUACAGCUUAAUGUAGUUGUUCUCGUGAGUAUAAUCAUUAUAUGCAGGCAUUUUCAUGCAAACACUGCCUUUUCAGAGAAAAGGCAGUGUUUACAUUGCCCCUAGGGACACCUCCAAGUGGCCACUGGAGGUGCUUCCUGGCUCAGUGCAGCACUGCUGUUCAGAAUCCCCACGCUCUGCAUAGAGACACUGAAUUUUCCUCAUAGAGAUGCAUUGAUUCAGUGCAUCUCUAUAAGGAGGUGCUGAUUGGCCAAAACGGGAAAAAGUGGGAAAGCAUUGGAUUGGGUAAAAUCGGCAAUUCUGAUGAUGUCACCAAGGGGACAGGGACAAUGCCGGCGGACCUGCACGGCCCUGGAAAUAAGGUGCGUUUUUCAUGCUAUUAAGGAUUUGGCACUAUAGGGGCAGGAAUACAUGUUUGUGUUCCUGACCCUAUAGUGUUCCUUUAAUUUAGCUCUCCUGAGCUAAGCCCUGCAAUGCAGAACUUAGCUCAUUGGCUGAGAGCAUUCAGCUUACGUUCUCAUGCAAGGAGGUAAACUCUGCAUUGCAAGGAUUAGCUCAGGAGCGCUAAUUGAAAUUCCUGCUUAGGAAUUCUGACUCUAUUGUGCUGAUAGUGGUGACAGGGACCCGAAUCUGCAAAACCCAGGUAAGAAGUAAAACUGUUUUUAAAUGUGUGUCCGGGGGGGUCAAAGCACUCCUGGCACCAUAACCAGUACAGCGAGCUGUAGUGGUUAUGGUUCUUGGAUUGUUGUUUUAAAGCCUGCCUUUAUUUGUUCUUCUUAGAUGACAAAAAAAAUCUAAGGUAACAUAGGUCAACAGGCAGGAGCUAUACAGAGUUGGACACCAAUGCUUUGGGAGGCUAUAGUGCGUGACAAAACACUAUGCUGUGCCAAUCAGCAUCUCCUGAAUUGAAUCACUGCAGCUCUAUAGGGAAUGUAGGUGCUGCAUUGGACUAGGAAGCACCUCUAAUGGCCGUCUGAGUUAUUGACACUAGAGGUGUUACUAGCCAGCAAUGUAAACACAGUGCUAGGACUGCAGAGACUGGCUUAGGCCCCAGAACCCACGACAUUAAGCUGGUGACUAUAGUGUCCCCUCAAGUCGGUUUUUCUUUUGUUUCCCGUUAACCUUGCUAUAUGUCAGCUUAUGUAUUGUCCUUAUUACAUUAAUGCCAUUACACACAGUAAUAAGCUGACUCCCACGAAGAAAAUGUAAAAAUUCAAAUGCAGCAUUACACAAGCACAUGGAUCGAUAAAACUAUCAAUAUAAUGAUCCUAUGAGCUCUGCGGAGAAACGAGCAGUUGUACAGACAAAUUGAAUAUAUUAACUGAAGAACUAAAUGUACUGAAAUAAUUUAGAACAAUAGCAACUAUUGGCCAUUCUGCGUAUAUAGCCUACAUCCUGACAGAAAGCCAAAUGCUGUGCUUCUACACCCCAUCGUUUCCCCUUCCCUUUAUUUUCUGGAUUGUGAAGGUCAGAUAUUUGGUAAAUAGGCUAUGAAAGGUAAGUUAUUUUCCCCUGUAGUGAUGCAUAAAGAAAUUACUGCUUUAGAGUGUUUUUACUGUGUUAAAUUGUGUAUUGUAUAGUAAUAUCUGCUAUCUGAGCUGAUUAUAUUUUCAUAUUGGAUGGAUCUACUCUCUACACAUACCGUACUCUGUAUAUGGAGUUCCCUCUUUUAUGGGAAAGUAGUCAAAACUUUUAAGGUCUGCUGGGGGCACGCCGCCACCUCCUACAAGCAGUUUCCAUUAGCUCCACUGAGCUUGCCCUGCCAUGUAGUACUGGCUUAUUGCCUGAGAGUGUCAGCUGAGUGCUCUCAGCCAAUGAGUACCUUCCUGCACUGCAGGACAAAGCUAAAUGCAGAGCUUUCUGGCAAUAGGGGAGGUGGUGAUGGAUGCCCUCCGGAUCCCAGGUAAGUUGUCAAACUGUUCACAAACAUUUUGGCUACUUACCCUGGGAGUUUGUUAUGGCACUCCUGGCACCAUAAUCACUGCAACUGGCUGUAGGUAUAAUACUUUCUUCAAUAUUUGGAGCUAAAAUCAGGCUUUUUUUUUUUCUUUUUUUCUUAACUGUUUGGCAUCUAGAAAGGCAGACUCCCCUGUCUAAAAUUCUACAUUUCUUUAAAAUGUAGAAAUGUAAUUAAAAAUAAAUACCAGGAUAAAGUUUGCUAAAUAAUGAUGCUGCAUGUUACAGAUAUCCUAUAGUGCCAGGAAAACAAACCAGUUUUCCUGGCACUAUAGGCUCUUGGAGUGCCCACCUCCCUCUGUGCUGAAUGGGUUAAAACCCCUUCAGCCGCUUACCUUAAUCCAGCUCCCUCGGCGCUGGUGACCUCUCCUCCCGCGUCAACAUCAGCUCCCGAGUGGAGCCGAAUGCGCAUGCUUUCCUAUGGGGAUCUUAUUUGACGCUGGACUCCGUGAGGACGUCCAGCGUCAAAUAAGUGUGAUUUACUCAGUGUAAAUCACGGAAGCGCCUCUAGUGGCUGUCAGGGAGACAGCCACUAGAGGCUGGAUUAACCCUUCAAUGUAAACAUAGCAGUUUCUCUGAAAACAAAAUAAUGCAACGAGAAAGAAUAACCUGAUGAACUUAUGUGUAUUCUUGCUAGAAGAAGAGCUUGUUUUUUUAGAAUUUCAGACUAUUACUAGAAAGUAUGGACCCAUAGUGAGUUUUCCCGUCGUUAUUGAGUAAUUGUUUUGAAUGUUCUUUGAUUGCAGUUUACAAUUGCCUGCUGUUAAGCUUUGUAUGUUUUAUAUGGUCCAGCACAAUCCUAUUGUAUUUGUUUAAUUGCUAAAUGCUGUGCUUCUACACCCCAUCAUUUCCCCUUCCCUUUACUAUACUAUAGGCAAUUAUUAUUUCACUUUAGUUUAAUACAAUUCUAAUCAUUUCUAUACUAUACGCAUAAAUGGCCAUCUCAAUCAAACAUUAAAAUAAUUUAAAAAAAUAAAAUGAAUCUUAACUUUAUUAAGAAUAUGUGCUCAAGCCGUCCACUACCAAAAUCAUGUUUGUGUUACUUUUAUUUUAUGGCUUCAAAAUUGUAAAAAUAAUAUCAGGAAGUAUUACUUUACUGAGAGGUUAGUGGAUGCAUGGAAUAGCCUUCCAGCUGAAGUGGUAGAGGUUAACACAGUAAAGGAGUUUAAGCCUGCGUGGGAUAGGUAUAAGGCUAUCCUAACUAUAAGAUAAGGCCAGGGACUAAUGAAAGUAUUUAGAAAAUUGGGCAGACUAGAUGGGCCGAAUGGUUCUUAUCUGCCGUCACAUUCUAUGUUUCUAUGUUAAAGCAAUGCUUUAUAUGAUUUAGUUUAUACAAAGCCUUAAGGGACACUGUAAGCACCCAGACCACUUCAGCUCAUUGAAGAGGUCUGGGUGCAAUGUCCCAUGUCCCUUAACCCUUCAGUGGUAAUUAUUUGCAGUUUCUGAGUGUUAACUUCACUUUUAGUGUCCGUCUUCCAGAAACAGUACAGAACAUGAAUUGUCUUUAAGAUGACAUACAGUGUCUUGCAUACAUUUGUACACGGUGUAACAGUGCAUUGUAACUGUAUUGAUGUAGAUAGGCAUUUGCCUACAUGCAAUCUUGCAACAUUCUGUUGGCAUGCUGUACUUGCCUCCAGGUUCCUUACUAAUACAAAUAAAAAGAAUAUUCAACUAUUUUUAUCUGUUUUUUUCCUCACAUUUUCAAUGUGUUCUUAGACAGUCAGAUGCUGGAUGCAGAUCUAAAUUUGUGCUCACUGAACUGUGUGUCAAAUGUGUAUCCACACCAUCUAGUAUCACCAAAACAGUGCAGAUUGAUGGCCUCAUUUGCUAAGACUAUUUAAACCCUCUAUUCCAGCUAUAGUGUUCUUUUGAGGUUUCUACACCCGCAUGUGGGUUCUUGUUGAUUUCUUAUUUUAACUUGGCUUAUUUAUUUGAGGAUCCUAAUUUCUGUUAUCCUGACCUAGGUAGUUUACUUGUUUUGUUGUAUCUCCAUAUCCCUGUCCUUAUGGGUUUAGGCUUGUUACUGACUGUAGUUUUUCCUUUUCUUUGCCAGCAUUAAACCUGGUCACUCUAAGAACCAGUAAUAGGCCGUAAUCUUUAUCUAACGACUGUUUUUAGUUGUUAGAAUUAAAUCAAAGCCAAAGUUGGAGAACAGUAGAAGCCAUGUAAUUUGCAGCUACAUCUCCUCAGGGAAUUUGUGCAAAAUUAAAUAAAUAACAAACUGGAAACAGACAACGCACUGAAUUUCUAGAAAGCAGUCAGUAAACUAAUAGAAAGUGCUUAACAUAAUUUAAAGAAAAUGCAUUAACAAUGAUUUGGGGUUUGGAAUUGUGUUUAUGGACUACAGCGGAAAUUAGAAUGGGUUAAAACUAACCUUAUUUCCUUAUAGGAAAUCAUUGGAUUGGCUAAAAAUUGUAAGUUGUGAUGUCAGCAAAGAGGCGGAUCGGGGGUCUCCUUGGUGACAUCAUCAGAAUUUACGAUUUGUAGCCAAUCCAUCAGGUGGGAUGGGGGUGGGGACAAAUGCUGGUUUAACCAAUCAGCACCUACUCAUAGAGAUGCAUUGAAUCAAUACUGAGCGUGGAGGCGCUGAAAGGCAGUGCUGCCUUCUGUGCAGCACUGCCCCAGGAAGCACCUCCAGUGGCCAUCUGAGGAGUGGCCAGUGGAGGUAUCCAUAGGGGGCAAUGCAAACAUGAAAAUGCCUGAAGGUAAUGAUUAUAUUCACCUGAACAAAUACAUUAAGCUGUAGUUGUUCUGGUCUGGUGACUGUAGUGUCCCUUUAAUUUAUACCAAAAUAGCCAAGCAAGAAAACAGCUUCAAAGAAUUGAUUCAUCUCCAUUUCUUUACGAAUGUGAAGGCUUGGCCUGCAGUUGUGGGAGGGGCAUGUUAACCUAUUUAAACCCCUUCCUCACCUUCCUCAGUCCCGUUUCUGUUUUGACGUUUUGCUUGUCGGGUCGUCCUUCCUCUCCUUUCCGGCUCCUCGCUCCUAACAUGGGGUCUCCGUGCUUGCCGCUCAUGUCUCUGGUCUCGGGGUGUUGUCUCCGCUGGCGGCUCGGCUGCCGCUCCUCUCUCUCCGGCGUUUCUGGCUGUCAGCCCCCUCACUGCCGCCGGCGCUGUCACGAGUCUCGCGUCGCACUCACCGUCGGUCGCACGUCCAUGCGGCCACGCCAGCAUAUGUCGGGUGCAGCGUUUGGGGGAGGUAGGGGCUUAGACAUAGCUCGUCUGCCUAUGUGGGACCCUUCCAUCAAUAUCAGUGAGUAAGUUUUUGUGUAGUGGGAGUGUAAUUCUAGCGCUGUAAUUACCAGUUAUAAGGGAAGCUUGCCCCUUUUUUCUCCUGUGUUAGCAGUGUGUAUAUUUUAUUAAUUUAUUUUUUGCAUGGUCAGUUGUUCUGGUGCGAGCAUUCUCUAAUGUACACUGUAGUUUGUAUAAUAACAUAAUGUGUUGCCAGCCUGUAUGUGUUAUUAUUUGACUAGAUAUAUUUUAUAUUUUUAAACCUUAUCCUUUCUUGUUACACAAGAACUAGCUUUCAGUUUUCCAACAUUCCUCAGCUGGAAUCUUACUGUUUCCAAAAUAAUUUCAGGUUCUGGAUGCUUUCUAAGAUAACUCAUCCAUGCAGGGUCUGAUAAGACUGAUCCCUUUGUGGAACUCGAACUGUAAUUCCCAAAGAUAUAACUUUUUACCCCUUAUAUGCCAAACGUUGACAACGGAUAAAUUGCUGCAGCUUUUACCCUGCGUUCAUUGUUAAGUAUCCUCAUGGUCGCUGUGUUCAAACUACAGGCUGGGGGAACCGACAGUUAGACGUGAUGUAUAACACUCUCACGUGUUCCUUCCUCUGAAUUGUGGAACACUCACCCCUCACCCAUUGUUCACUCACUUUGUCGUUAGACUUGCCUGUCUGCUGGUGCACAGAGGGUUAGAACUUUUUGUUAAACAAGUUAUGUAAACUAUAACUUUGGUUCACAUAUUCUGCACACACGACAAUCUGUGCCCGUCAUGUGUGCACGGUCUACCACUCUCCUUUUCCAUUCUAAUUGGCUGGACUCCGUCGGGCUCUCGCUGCCCUCCAGUCGCGGUUGCCCCUACGCUUCUUUUUCAUUCCCCGCCCUCUCUUUUCUUUCGCUCAGUACGUCCCCUCUCUCACUCUUUGCCCUCCCCUCUUAUUUAGCUGUUGCUGGCUGUCAGGGUCCUAGGUGUCCACUAGCUGUAAUUCCCCUGGCUUCUUUGCCUAGGUUAGUGGUCCCGCGAGGCCGACACCCAUCCUCGCACUCUGAGGUACUACGCCCCUCGGGCCAACUCAUAGUUAGUCGCCUCGCACUAUUGCAUAGAGAGGGCCUCACCUGUCACUCCCACUCUAUCUUAUGUUUAACCGUCACCGAGAGGCCGACACCCCGCCACAACGUUCAGUGGCCACGAUAUCCCCUCGCGCCAACGCAUAGAUAGAGCCUCUCACGCCGCUUGGCAUCUAGCAGGGCCUCACCUGUCACCAAACCUAGUUUUAAUUGUUUCGCCAUUUGGCUUAGCUAGUAUGCCAGCACUCACACACACGCACACACUCGCACUGGGUCUCGUGAUCCUCAUGGGGUUUACACCACCACAGCUUCUGUUACCUACUGCCGAGCUUGCUUCUUUCAGCCUGUCCACCCGGACUCGGUCGGGCUUACUCUGCUUUCGGUUAUGGUCGGCACUGCGGUUUUCCUCGUUCACCCUCACAGGUUUCAAUACUUGUUUCAGCACAUCUGUCCUCUCACACUGCCUUCCCUCCCCUCUUAGUUAGCUGUGGCUGGCUAUAAGGGUCUUAGGUGUCCACUAGUUUGUAGUUCCCUCCCUGGCUUCUUCGCCUUAGUUUAGUGGUCCCGCGAGGCCAACACCCAUCCUCAUACUCGGAGGUACUACGCCCCUCGGGCCAAAUCAUAGUUAGUCGCCUCGCACUAUUGCAUAGAGAGGGCCUCACCUGUCACUCCCACUCUAUCUUAUGUUUAACCGUCACCGAGAGGCCGACACCCCGCCACAACGUUUCAGUGGCCACGAUUUCCCCUCGCGCCAACGCAUAGAUAGAGCCUCUCACGCCGCUUGGCAUCUAGCAGGGCCUCACCUGUCACCAAGCCUAGUUUUAAUUGUCUUUUUGGCAUUAGCUAGUAUGCCAGCCCGCACACAUACACUCUUUCUCGCUCACGCGCAUGUUGGGUCGCUUAUGCCUAUGGCCUCUCCCGCAGCCGCUUCCUUUCCCGGAUUUUCGGGGCUUGUCAUGGGUUGCCAGCUUUGUCAACUCGUGUUUUGCCUUUCUUUCACGUAUGGCUCUCAUUUUUCUAGCACUUGCAGCACCUGGGUUUUCGGUCCUUCUUCCCCUUCGAAGCUCCUGUCUCACGUAUCACGUGUACUGGCUUUGUUGAUAUGUUGUCCGCGAUUGACUUUCGCUUCUUUUGCCACCUCUUACUUACAUCAACUCUACCUAUCCGGUCUAUAACUUCACUUGUGGUACAGGUUUCUAGUCACACGCUUUUCCAUGUCGCCAUACCAGUUUAUUACCAUACUCUAGGUUUCAAGUUCUGUGAAUUUUCAAUCUCCGGUUUCCCAUCUACAUCCAAGUUUUAUAAUUACUAUCAGACCUAUCUUACACUUGUCAUCACGACCGGGCAUCAAUUUUCUAUGUAGGGCGAUAUCUGCUUGAUCCAAGGAUAAAUCCGACUGCCAUUCUGGGGUCAAGAAGGAAUUUUUCCCUAGCUUGAUGCAAAUUGGAAAGCGCAUCAAACUGGGUUUUUCGCCUUCUUUUGGAUCAACAGUUUAAUCACAGAUGUGAGGUAGGCCGGAAUUGGGGGUCGCUAGUCUUUUCAGCUAGGUUACUAGGUAGUUUAGUUGUCAAGCCGGUGUACAGUUUCUCGUGGACACACAUAUCUCCCACAGUCACCACGUUUACUUAUUUAUUUUGCAGCCCUGUCUCAAGAAAUCUCACCUAUUUUAUGCGGUCUAUUGUUUACCGUCUCUACCCCACUCCCAGUUUACGCUAGAUGGCCAACAUGUUUUCCUUCCUUCCCCAUGCACAAGUUAGAGGGCCGUUGAAAGCGCCGGGCACCUCAUUACUCACUCAGCUGUUACCUUUCAGAUAGGUUAUUUUAGGUUGUUGAUUGCUUUUAUACAGAUUUCCUUUUUGCCCUCUUUUAUUCCAGGCCUACCACGACGUCGGUUCCGGCACACCACAACCGACUUAUUCCCCUCCCCUUUUUAUUUCCUUUACGGCCUUAUUUGCCCCUCACACAAUUACAUGUUUAGUGCACAUCUCACAAUACGUGUUUUCUACAUGUGUGGUAGGGAUGUAUAACUCAGAUUGUGUGUUCACUAAACAGUGAACUAAGAAACAGAUAGUUAAACUUACACAAAAGAAGCCAAAUUAAUUUUUUUUCAAAUCUAGCAAGCAUGAGAUUUAGCUAAUAUACUCCUGGGAUUUCUUAUAUACUGCAAUGCUCUGCGAGUUUCUACUGUGCCAGAGGGAAUUUCUGUACCUGCCUAUUCAGAAGUUAACAGCAUUGAGCCAUAAAAAUGGUUAAGAAACGCUGAUGAGAUUUGUAAUUAUUGCAGAUAUAAUUACCAGACUUAUGUUUAUUUUUAUCUCUGUGUUUAAUGUAUUUUACAAAUUUGGAACCUUGGCAUGCUGCAACUCCUUUUUUUCUGCAGGAGAUUCGUCUUGUCUUUUUAUAAUCUCAACGUGAAGGGAAUCCUGUGACAUAUGAUCGUGUACUGUUAAAGAUCAUUUAUUGACAUCUUGAGAUUUGUAGAAAAAAGUUUUUAGGUUUUUUUUUACAGUCUCAGCCUUGUCUUACUGCUUUCACAUGCAAGCAUUGCAUUCUAUAUAAUGAUAUUUGCUGGGCAGAUGGUCAAUAACUGACUUCCCCAUACCCAGAGACUGUCAGUAACACUGCCUGUUGCAUAAUAACAUUGGGAGACAGUGGGAGCUGAGAUAUGGGGUUAUAUCAUAGCUGCUUGUUUAAGGUGCAGCUGCAGACCAAUGGGUUUAGGAGCAAAGCAUGUGCUAUUGGUUCACAGCCCUCCAGUUCUCCCAUCACUAUGGACACAGUGAUCCAGUCUCUCUCCUUUCCAUCACCGAGAAAGGUAAAAAAGGAGGGAGGAUAAUAUUUCCAAACUAAGAGUGUCUAUGAGAGUGAUUUAUCAAAAAGGAGAAACACUAUGUAAACCAGUGGAAACAGCAGGAAGAUUCAAUUGGCACCUCCUCCCCUUUUACAUUUUUGCAGUACUUUUUGCAUAGUUACAUAGCUGAAAAGAGACGCAUCAUCAAGUUCAGCCUUUCUCACAUCAAUUUUUGCUGUUGAUCCAAAAGAAGGCAAAAAGCCAAGUUUGAAGCGUUUUCCUAUUUUACAAACUUGGAAAAAAUUCCCUCUUCUCCCCACAAAGGCAGUCAGAUCAAGAAGUUGUUACCCCACAUAUUAAAAAUAUAUCCCUAAAUAUGAUGUUUUUGCAAAUAUUCAUCCAGUUGCUUUUAAACAUCUGUACAGACUCUGAUAAAACCACCUCUUCAGGCAGAGAAUUACACAUCCUUAUUGUUCUUAUAAUAAAAAACCCUUUCCUUUGCCUUAGAGGCUUAGACUAUAGUAAAAAAAACCAUUCCUUUUAUUAAUUUUGUAGCCAGCCUCUGCACUUUUCUAAUGCCAUAAUAUCGUUCUUUAGAACAAGUGCCCAAAAUCGCACAGCAUAUUCAAGGUGUCAUGGCAGCUGGCAGUCUCUUACCUGCCCAGGGUGUCCUUCACCUCCAGGGCUCCUGCAGCCUUCUCUGGUCCAUCCACUGAUGGGCGACCCAGGGCGGCUACUUCUUCCCAGGAUCAUGGCCACCUGGCAGGAAAGUGGGCUGGUGGGGCCACGAACAUGGUGGGUGGACCUUAGGGCAGAGUUAGAACAAUGAUGCAUUCCUUGGUCAUGUUUAUAGGGUCAUGUGACUAUGACUGCAGGGAGGAGAGGCCAAUGAUGUCACAGUUCAUCCAUUUAAAUUCCGCUCUCUCCCUCCUGUCAUUGCUCAGUUGUUUUGUAGCCUAGUCUCAGAUACCUGUGCUUAUCUUGUGUCUAUUAGAGCGUUUGUGUGAUUUACAAGUCACCAGGAAUUAGGUCCCCUAUCGGCUCACGUCGGCAGCUGGAAUCAGGUAAGUGUUUGAAGGGGUUUUUAACCCUUAACUUGCCACUGGUAGGGGGCGAGGGAUUGAGGUGCAGAUGGACCCUUUAGUGUUAGGGAAUGUGUGUAUUCCUGACAAUAUAGUGUUCCUUUAAGUUAACUACCCAGUCAUGUGUCUCAUCCCACCAUGUUUCUGUUAUGCCUGUUAUGACAUAUUGCUUAGUGUAGUCUAUUGCCUCUAGUUCCUCCAUUUUGUUAUUUAGGCUGAUUGCCGCCAGCCUGUUGUUAAUGCACAUGCCCUGCAAACACAAGGACAAUGUCCUUUAAAAGUGCUCUUUGUAUGUGCUGCCCCUUUGUGGGUCUGGCCCACUUCUCUGGGCAGCUCCACCCCCUUUGCAGUUAGGACAGUCCAUUAUAGGCAUCGUGAGUGAUACAAGUGGCAAACCCAGGGCCGGAUUAAGAGCACAGUGGGCCUGGUGCUGACAAUUAUGAUGGGCCUAAUUACGGAAUCUUAUCGACCAAAAACACUAAAACAGUCAUACCUCCCAAGCGUCAUGUAUCUGAUGGAGAUGGUGCUGGAGGGAAACUCAUAGGAUGCAGCUAUAAGAAAACACAUACUCUAUGCUAAUUUCUCUCUAAUUUAUGCUUUCAUCUUUCAAGUAAAUCCAUAACCCCUAACAGCAGUGUUCAGUGAAGAAGGAAGUCAAUGGGCGAGGUAAAAGGGUGUGCCACUGGAGUGAAUCACGUGACAAGACCUGCCAAAAGGGAUGAACAUGCCCAAAAAGGGGGCAUGUUUGUCCAAAGAAUUGGAAGGUCAGCCUGGCAUGAAUGCAUGUCAGGCUGCCUGCCAAUCCUGCAGGCUGUCCAACUAAGGGCAUACAAUGCAGGCAGCACCUUGAGCUUGACAUAAAUGCGUCUAAUGAUGCGCUCACUCCAUUCUUUCUAAGGACUGUCCCCUAGCACUCGCUGGUCCACUUGUCUCCUUACCUUCUUACUAGCAGGCAGAACUUCCUGGUAUAGUCUGAGACAGAGAAAAGGUGUCUGUAGUGAGUGUAGAAGAAAGGGGACAUGCCACAGUGUUAGAGAGACCAACGUCUGCAUUACCUAAACUAACUUUAAUGUCAGCCAGUGCACACAAGUUUUGUUCCCAUACAUCCCUCUUGAGCUUCCAAACUUAAAGGGACACUAUAGUCACCAGAACAACUACAGUUUAUUGUAUUUGUUCUGGUAAGUAGAAUCAUUCCAUUCAGGCUUUUUGCAGUAAACACUGUCUUUUCAGAGAAAAUAACUCCACUGGCCGCUCCUUAGAUGGCUGCUAGAGGUGCUUCCUCGGGCAGUACUGCCUAGUGUGCAGCACUGCCAUUCAGUGUCUCCACCCUCUGCAUGCAGACACUGAACUUUCCUCAUAGAGAUGCACUGAUUCAAUUUAUCUUUAUGAGGAGAUGCUGAUUGGCCAGGGCUAUGUUGGACUUGUGCUGGUUCUGCCCCUGAUCUGCCUAGUUGACAGUCUCAGCCAAUCCUAUGGGGAAGUAUUGUAAUUUGCUCAGACCACCACUUCUGAGCCAGCAGCUGCAGAAUUGAAUACAAGUAAUAUUUUACUAUAUUUAGGGAGGCAAGAAGGGGCCAGGGUGGUGGUUUUAACAUAAUAGGGUAAGAAAUACAUGAUUGUGUUCCUGACACUAUAGUGCUCCUUUAAGCAAGAGUAUGUGAAGAGUAGUUAAGGUUGCCACCUUUCUUGGAAAAAAAUACCAGCCUUAAUCAUUUGCAUAAUUAAUUAGUUAUGCGUGUAAAUCACAAGGAGUGACAUCAGAGAAAAUUCUGUAAAAUCACCAACAAACUACUCACAGUUUGAUUCUGCUGUAUAGAUGGAUUGCUCCCAGUGUCUCACUGUCUCCCAGUGUCUCAGUCUCGCAAGUCACCCUGUGUCUCAGUGUCCCUAUGUAUCACAGUGUCAGUGUCCCCAUCUCGCCCAGUCCCCUAGUCUCCCAGUGUCCCCUAGUCCUGCCCAGUCCCUAGUCUCCCAGUGUCUCCCCAUUUCUCCCAGUGUCCCAAUGUCUCAGUGUGUCCCCAUGUCACUAGGAUACUGGGGACACUGAGAGACAUGGGGACACUGAGAGACCCGGGGACACAGAGACAUGGGGACACUGGGAGACAUGGGGACACUGGGACAUUUAGGGAAACUGGGAGAAAUGGGGACACAGACACUAGGGACACAGACACUGGAAGACAUGGGGACACUGAAACAUUUGGGGACACUAAGACACUAGGGACACAGACAUUGGGAGACUAGGGGACACUGGCUGGGAGACAGACACUUGGGGACACUGGGAGACAUGGGGACAGUUGUAGACAUAGACAUGUGGACACUGGGACAUAUAGGGACACUGGGAGACAUGGGGACACCAGGCACACUGAGACACUAAGAACACAGACACUGGGAGACAUGGAGACACAAACAUUUGGGGACACUAAGACACUAGGGACACAGACACUGGGAGACUAGGGGACACUGGGAGAUUAGGGGAUACUGGGAGACUAGGGGACACUGGCUGGGAGACAGACACUUGGGGAGACAUGGGGACAGUUGUGGACAUAGACAUGGGGACAGUGGGACACAUGGGGGCACUAGGAACACUGAGAGACAUGGGACACAGACACUGGGAGACUUGGGGACACUGAGACCCUAGGGACACUGGCUGGGGGACAUAGUGUCUCCGUGUCCCAAUGUCUCCAAAUGUCCCUAUGUCUCACAGCGUCCCCAUGUGUCUCAGCAUCCCCAUGUGUCCCCUAGUGUCUCAGUGUCCUCAUGUUUUCCAGUGUCCCCAAGUGUCUGUGUCCCCAUGUGUCCUAGUGUCUCAGUGUCCCCUAGUGUCUGUGUUCCCAUGUGUCCCCUAGUGUCUGUGUGUCCCCAAGUGUCUCAGUGUCCCCAUGUUUUCCAGUGUCCCCAAGUGUCUCAGUGUUCCCAGGUCUCCCAGUGUCUGUGUCCUAGUGUCUCAGUGUCCCCUAGUGUAUGUGUCAUGUGUCCCCUAGUGUCUGUGUCCCCUAGUGUCUCAGUGUGUCCCCUAGUGUCUCAGUCUCCCCAUAUGUCCCCUAGUGUCUCAGUGUCCCCAUGUGUCCCUGCUGCCUUUCCCCCCAUCCCUCACUUACCUGAGCUGUAGAGUUGCUGUAUGGACUCUCUGUGCUGUGUAGUUGCUCCCCCACGGAUCAGUGAGUAGUAGAGAGAGGCAGGGAUAUUCUGUAACUUCCUAUCCCUGCCUUUCUCCACACACAGUGACCCCUACUGGCCGGUGCUGGUAUUGCAGAGUAAUUUCCAUUUAUUCUGAUUAAAUUACCUGCAUUUGUAUUGCCGGUAUUACUGCAAUACUGGCACGACCAGGCAGCCUCAAAUACCAUCUGUGACAUUAAAAUACCAGUCAGGUGGCAAACCUAAGAGUAGUGUGUAAAAAAAAAAAAAAAAAAAAAUGUUUUUAUUUUUUUUUAAAUGGGCCUAUUCCAUGGGCCUGGAGCUGCAGCUCCAUCAGCCCCUAUGUUAAUCCGGCCCUGGGCAAACCCCACCCUGAUUUUAUACCUUACAAGUGCCUACCAGGGAUUUAUUUCUAUAAAGCAAAUGUUAUUCAAUCAUAAUUUUCUCCGUCAAGCCUAAAAUGUCUCUUUUUUUAGAUUUGCUUUUAAAUCAUCAAACUAUAUGCAAAAAAUAAAAACUGUUUGUUCCAAUGAUAACCUGGCGUAUAAUAAAAUUAUGCAAGUUUUGUGAUCUUAUGCUUAAUAUUGAAUUGAUCCAUAUUUAUGGAAAAGAUCAGAUAGGGACCUACAUGGGUGCUAGUGGGAGACAUUGCUACUGCAUUUGGCACACCCUGCACCCCUGUGCACACUCCUUUGGUUUGCUCUGUGUCUUUGGGUACCUGAUCUCUCCACUACCAUGCCUGAGAACAUGCCGUGUCACAUGCUGGGCAUGGAAUAUAUGUUUCUAUGUGUUUUUAUAGAUUUUGAUUUUACCACUGCCCAGCAACUUAUGUAUCAUUAUCCUUCUCUACUGUAGAGAAAUGUUACUCUAAGAAAUUUAUGUCACUUACAAUUGAAUAAAUCUCCAUCAAAAUUCCAAAAAUAAAAAAAUGAAUUACUUCAACCUUCUCUCCUGUUUAUUGGUAGAGACCCAGCCAAGCUUUUGCAAAAAAACAUGUAUCUGGCAUCACAAGACUUGCUCUUUUUUGUCAGGUCCAUCAUAUGAGGUAAGCAAGGGUGGGCAUGUCUUUGAUGCCGUCAGACAGACAAUGUAUAAAAAGUGGGAGUGAGGAUUAAAUCACACAGGGUCCUAGGCAUGCUACUGGGUUGGGGCUCCCUCCUUCAUUCUUUACACAGGGAUAGUAAAUUCAUGCAAAUUACUGGUUCUGGGAAUUCUCUCUAACCUCUGGGCCCUGGGAUAAUCCUAUUCUGAAAGCAGGUCAAACCAAAUGACAGGCUGCCCUAUAGAACAGCCAAUAAGAGCUGCCCAUACACAGAGCAUUCUGUUAUAGAAUGUCCUAACUCCACCAGUGAGGUUAAAUAGGUGCUUGUGGUGUACGUUCCCUCAGUCCUUGAAACAAGGAAUGAUAAUGCCUAGCUGUCAUGAGAUCGGAAGAAAUUAGGGAAAAUAAUGAGUCACACAGGGAGACUGUGUGGCAUGGUAGGCAUGUAUCAUGUACAGUAAGCAAAGCCGCAAAGUUGGUAAACCCAAACCUAUAUUAUUAGAUUCUACUGAUCUUCUACGGCACCCUGCUCAAAGAACUGCCAUAGACUAUGAGUAAUCUAUCAGUUUGUGUAAUAAUUUAUCAACAGUCAGGAACACAAAUGAUUUAAUUGUUUAAAAUAUUGUACUUUUGACUUUCUGUGUUACUCAAUAAAAUGUGAAUUGACUUGAAUUCAAAGUGAAUUAAAAAAAAUGUAGGACUAAAAUAGCUGCAAUGGAAAAAUUCAAGUCAGUUUAAAUAUUUUCACAUAAAAUGUAAUAUUCCCUUUGAAUUCAUUUAUGUGAAUUACCAGUUAUCUUGAUACUUUAGUGACUGCUUUCUUAUUUUUGUUUUUAGGGAAUUUGCUCACUUUGCCAACAUGACUGAAGCACAGGACUCGUCUUUCCUUCUUGUGAAGAUUCUAGAAGACUUGGACUCCAAGCAAAACUCGGUAUCUUAUCAAGAACUUUGCAAGUCUUUAUGCUCACGCUAUGAUCUACCCGAACUUGCCAAGCUGCGUAGCCUCCUGUAUUAUACAGCUUGCCAGGAUCCUAGUUUCCCUUCAAGCCUUUUCAGAGAUAAGAUGAGAAAUGCUGCGGAGAACCAGCAGUCUAAAAAAAUAAUUGCAGCUGCAGAUAUAGUCACUAUAUUUAACCUAAUACAGAUGAAUGAUGGAGUUGCCAAAGAAAAACUUCCAAUGCAACAGCAAUCUAAGCAGAAGGAGUCAGAGUCAGAUACAGAUGUUUAUAGUGGGACAGAUAUGGCUCCACACAAGGAAACACAGAAGAGAGAUACUGGAAGGACUUAUUCCAUAACUAGGUCCUCCAGCUGCCACAAAGAAGAGUGCGAAGGUCGGCAUACUUUUCUCCCUGAACCAAACUUUCUUCUUGGAGUUAAACAGGAAGGAACUGUCCGAGCUGGUUCGUUAGACAGAUUGCAAGCACUAGAUUCGUAUCCUAUGGUAGCACCUCAGUCUUGUGAAAUGCAAAGUACUUAUUUCCCCAGUCAGCCAAUGUCUGAGACAGAAUCAUUGCCACCCACUCCUAACGAAGUACCAUUUCGCCUUUCAGCUUCCACAGGGCAGAGGAGGAACGUUUUCAAAGAUGAUUUUCACAGUGUUCUGAGAGUUUCCCCAGAUGUGACCCUGAAAAAGAAUGAAGGUAAAAUCAGCCCGAAAACAGUUUUCUUUAAUCACAGUUUUGAGAUGCCCUACAGCUCACAUUAUCUGAACACUGCUUACUCUUCUUCGGAGGACUUUAGAAGAGCAAAGCAUGAAAGCUUAGAUGAUCUUCAGGCUUCCACAUAUUUUGGGCCAACCACUGGGCUUGGAUCUCAAGAUCAGAAAAGGUUUACCAGCAAACAGAAGCAAAACUUAACCAAACCAGUGAAAAGCUGGAGCCUGAAUACUGAAGAGGUACCUGAUUUUGAACGCUCAUUUUUUAACAGAAAGGAGGAAAACCUAUGUUAUCCGAGCACUGGAUUAGUACAGACUGCAAACUUUGUAUCAGUCCCUGAGAGGCACCAUUCUUAUUUACCUGAUAUGGCAAUAAAGUCUAAUGGUAAUAAAUUUUGUGAGCCUCAAGACGUAGAGAAGCAAGAGGCGAUGAGGAGAUUCAGAGACAAGAACACAAAAAUUGCUUCCUGCCAAUUCAGCAUUGAAAAAACAGAAAGUGUUGGCACUCAAACUGAGCAAAAAGAGACGAAAAAGGGAAAAGAGUCAAAUACUCCUUCUGGAUGCAGCCGUUUUGUAGAAGGAAGGGCUCGCAAUCAGUCUGAGGCAGACUCUGAAAUCAUUAGUGACGAUAUAAGUGAUAUAUUUCGUUUCUUAGAUGACAUGAGCCUUUGUGGUUCCUCCGGAAUCCCUCAAUCAUCUUGCUACAACAGCAGUGGUUCUUUGGUGCAAACUCCCCGAGCAGAUCUUGAAAGCUCUCCAGAGCAUGGAGCAAAUAGAACAAUUAGCAAACCUACCAAAGGCCCACGGACAGAGACUGGAGAGGAAGAGGAGCUUAAAAGCAGCGUUCGGAAAUUAGUUCGGAGAAUAGGAGAAAUUGAGCGGAAACUGGAAUCACUGUCUGGUGUACGUGAAGAAGUGUCUCAGGUGUUGGCUAAACUGAAUAAGCUUGAUGAGAGAAUACAGUCACCCCCAGAGAAAGGGAAGUUGGAAAUUGAAGGACAGGCUCAUAGCAGCGAUGCUGGUUCCAGCGCAAGAGUAUCCCCCAAUCCGUUUCCUGACCAAAACACAUCACACGGUGGUAAUGUGGAUAGUAAGCCAGAGUGCUGUUGUUCUGAUGUAAAUAAUAGUAUCAGUGAAAGCCUUCGAGUCAAAGCAUUGAAGAAGAAUCUUUUUACUCAGAGAUCAGUGCGUUCAUUGACAGAGGAUAUAACAAUAAAUGACUCUAAAAUUAGUAAUUCACCCCAUGAAGGUAGGCCAUGGGGAUUCUCCAAGCAGGCUAGUAUAACUGAAGAAGAAAAAAAAGAUAAAGGAGGAUCAAACUGCAGAGAUUGGCACCGCAAGUCUAAAGAGGUAAUUAUGAAAAUAAAAUCAAUGUUUAAAUAUACAUUGAGAAAUGGAACUCAGAACAGAUACACAGGUGCAGACAAGGCCAUGCUUAGCAGAAUCACUAUCACCACAUUUACACAUAUGAAGGGAAAACUUACUACAUUUCUGAUUUAAUUCUCUUUAUGAACAAAUAAUGUAACCCACCUACAAUAUACUGAAAAGUAGAUGAUCGCAUUUGUCUAUAAAGGCAGUGUCAUAGUACUAUAAGUAACUACUUAGCUACAACUGCUACACUAAAGCACAUAAAUACUAUGAGAGACACAUUUACAGUCAGACAAAUUCAUCUUAAAAAAACACAGGCUCAUACUGGCUGACAGACCGUGACACAAAGACAUACUCACACAAAGUGACAGACAGGCUCACACAGACUGAGACUCUCUCAAAUACUGAGACAGACGCAGGGUAUCAAAUCCGCCUGCACAUUUAAAGGAAUACCCCGGCCACCAUAACAACCUAAUCAAAAUAAACUUAUUAUGGUGCCAGGACGACAACGGGUGCUUUCUUAUCUUAUUCUCAAACUGUUUAUCAAUAGCUCCCCAUUCAUUAAAAAGGUACCCUUUUUUUUUUUAUGAAUGAGGAACUACUGAUUAGUUUAGAGCAGAGGUAGUCAACCUUUUAAUACCUACCGCCCACGUUUGAAGGAUGAGUAAAGAGACCACAUGGAGGGAAGGGGGGGAGGAUGAGUAAAGAGACCACAGAGAGGGAAGGGGGGGGGAAAUGAGUAAAAGACCAUAGGGAAAGAAGGGGAGUAAAGAGACCACAGGGAGGGAAGGUUGGGAGGGGAGUAAAGAGACCACAUGGAGGGAAGGGGAGGGGAGGGACCAAAGAGACCACAGGAAGGGAAAAGGGAGGGGGUAAAAGAGACCACAGGGGAGGGGAGGGAGGGAGAGGGAGUAAAGAGACCACAGUGAGGGAAGGGGAGAGUAAAGAGAGCAUAGGGAGGGGGGGAGGGAGUAAAGAGACCACAGGGAGGAGGGGUGAGUAAAGAUACCACAGAGAGGGGAGUAAGGAGAACACUGGGAGGGGGGUGAGAAGAGACUGCUGGGGGGGUAGAGGAGAGACCACUAAGGGGCAGGGGAGAGCUCUAAGGGACGGAAGGGAGAGCUCUAUAGGACAGGGGGCGGGACAGGGAGCUCUUUCACACUACGCGCACACACACACAAUGCAUCCCUAUACAUACACAGAAACACACAAUGCAUACCUACACACACAUACAAACACACUCUGCUUCUCUUACAUACACACAGAGACACAAUGUAUACCUACACACACAUGCAAACACACACUGCUUCUCUUACAUACACACAGAAACACAAUGCAUCUUACACUCAAUGCACCCCUUACAGACACACACACUGCGUCACUUACAUACACAGAAACACACCUUGCAUCCCUUAUGCAUACAAACACAGAUUCACACAAUGCAUCAUUACAUACAACCAGAAACACACAAUACAUCCCUUAUACACAAACACACACUGCUUUCUACACCUUACACAAAAACACACUGUUUCCAUUAAACACAAACAUACUGCAUCACCUACACAAACACAAACACUACAUUCCAGAAGCACACACAUUAGAUCCUCUACAAUAACACAUAACACAUCCCCUACACACUCUACUCCCUGUGAGCGAACUCAUGGGUGGAACAUGUAGGUGGACUUAUGUGUGGGCCUUAUAGGCAUACUCACCGUCAGGCCCUGGGGCCCAGACCUUGAGCUAUGUAAGGGGCCCCAAAAAAAUGGAGCUGCUUCCUGUUCUCCCAGAACAUUGAUUUUUGUGACCACAGUUACAAACCGCCUCCAGAGAUCCUGUUCUACACCAGACCAGUGGAGCCAGACUGCAGCUAGAGCCCAUCACCAUCCUCAUCUGGUUGUAAGUAGGCAAUCUAGCAUAUUAUUAGUGACACUAAUUUCUAAUUUACCUUACAUUAAAGGGACACUAAUAAAGUGGUUCUGGUGUCUAUAGCCUGUCCCUGCAGGAUUUUUAAUGUAAAAACACACACUGUGUGCAGCACUGGUGUUAGUUCCUAUGGCAGAGCAUAUGGGUGGGGCAUGGUGAUGUCACCUGGGGGGGGGCAACUUUUUUUGCCUAGGGCGGCAAAAAUCCUUGCACCGGCCCUGAGUGUGUGUGUAUGAGGGGUGUAGUAUUUGUGAGGGGGCAGUCUGUGUGUGUGAGGAGGGCAGUGUAUGUGAGUGUGUGUGAGGGGGUAGUGUGUGUUUGUGUGUGAAGGGUGCAUAGGGUCCAUGCUUUGUGUAGGUUGGUGAGAUGGGAAAAUCUUAAUAUCCCCCCUCCCUUAUUCUUACCUUUUACCAGGGAGGGGGGACAUAAUGCUGCAAGCCCUCGUGGUCCAGUGGUGGCAUGUUCACUUUAGGUCGCAGCUCCUCUGGCUGCAGGCCUGACUCUCCUGUCCUCCUUCGAGCACAGCAUUGUAUGGCAACACUUCGACCAGCCCGCUCGCGGGAGGAACACAGAGCCUCCCAGGACCUUCCCUCCCUCUGCUCAUACUAAGUGCCAGCGGGACGGUGAGGGAGAUGUUUGAUCUCCUCAGCAGCCUGAGAGGGCUUACAGCAAGGCUGGCUCUGCAUGAAAUGAUCUCCCCUGCCAGCCUCGGCCCACAGCCAUUGAGGCCCACUGGGAAUUUUCUGCAGAACCCACCACUGCCCACCUGAAAUCCCAAACUGCCCACUAGUGGGCGGUAGGGACCAGGUUGACUACACCUGGUUUAGAGAGUAAACUGUAUAAGGAAUUCAGUUAUGCUAGAUACAAACUGAUGAGUCAAAUACAUAGGUUGCAGCAGCAGAACAUCAUACCACCCAAUUGUCCCAGUUUAGGAGUAACAGUCCCUAUUUUGAACCAAAAUCCAUCUGUCUCUCUUUUUAUCCUAAUGUCCCUCUUUUCUAAGAGCUCCACAUUGUUGGUGUCUAAGUGUACAAUAGAGCAAUAAUGCUCAUAGUCUUGUGUAUUUAAACUACCAUAAAUGUAUUUAGAAAUCAGCCUGUGAAUAAGGUACAUUGUUCUUGUUCUAAAUUACAUUUUAGUUGUAUAAAUUAUUAUUAGUGUCACCUAAAUUUCUCAGAACAGCCGCACCUCUGGCUAUACCCCAAUUUACACCCCUAAAAUAAAAGUGUCACAUUUGUGAAGUUGAAAUGUUGGGGGGUAUGCAACAUUUUUGCCAAAUACACAGCUUUGAAUGUCACUGUAAGCAUGAUUUACACUAAAAAAAAAAACCUCUUCUUCACAUUGUCUCCAACUUUACAUUAUUUUAAACCCCUUUUUGUUAUACUACCUUAAAGGACCACUAUAGUGACAGGAAAACAUACUCGUUUUCCUGGCACUAUAGUGCCCUGAGGGUGCCCCCACCCUCAGUGUCCCCCUCCCGCCCGGCUCUGGAAGGGGGAAAGGGGUAAAAACUUACCUUUUUCCAGCGCUGGGCGGGGAGCUCUCCUCCUCCGAUCCUCCUCCGUUCCUCCCAUUCGGCUGAAUGCGCACGCGCGGCAAGAGCUGCGCGCGCAUUCAGCCGGUUGCAUAGGAAAGCAUUUGCAAUGCUUUCCUAUGGACGCUUGCGUGCUCUCACUGUGAUUUUCACAGUGAGAAUCAUGCAAGCGCCUCUAGCGGCUGUCAAUGAGACAGCCGCUAGAGGAAUUGGGGGAAGGCUUAACCCAUUCAUAAACAUAGCAGUUUCUCUGAAACUGCUAUGUUUAUAAAAGAAUGGAUUAAGCCUAGCUGGACCUGGCACCCAGACCACUUCAUUAAGCUGAAGUGGUCUGGGUGCCUAGAGUGGUCCUUUAAAGUAGAACAUAUCCGCUUUACCAUCUUCCUAAUCACACACCUAUUUCUCAUCUCUUUGCUUAUACUUCAUAAAUUACUUUUCAAGAGAAUAUUCUGUCUGCAGGGUUAUAGACGGAUCAAUGGUCCAUGUGGGCCAGUACAAAAAAAGCUGACUACAACUCAACGUUUUGAGAUAGUUUUGACUUGUCACGCGAUUCACACAUAAAUUCACACAACUAAUAUGUUUUGCAGGAUUUAAGGAACAUUUUAUCAGCAACUGUACAGUUACAUUCUGAAAGUAUAUAUGUCUACAGAAAAGCAUCAAUAGCCAUUAACAUUUACAGGAACAACGUUAUUUAAUAUAAAGCCUAUGAACCUCUAUAAAAUAUGCUUUUAAAAAUUCACUGAAGAGAUUCUCAUGAAAAAGGAUCACGGGUAUAUGAACUAAUAAGUUAUUUAUGGAUGAAAUUGUAUUGCCUAGUGCUACCAUCAUAGCUCUAUAAUGAUGUUUAUGGUUGUAAAAUGCCGUUGCAUGUAUUUUUGUUUCAUUAAUAACAUGAUGCCUGGGGGACUAUUAAGGUAUAUUACACACAGUUAAAUAGUGUUAAUGGCACAAAUUGGAUAAUGAUUAAAACUCCAUCCCUAAGGGCGUUCACCCACAACAGAUAUUAAAUUACUCCCACUCAGAUGACCAUUAACCCUUCUGGAGCAUCCCUUACUGCAUCUGUACCAAAUUAUUGCUUUAUAAUUGCUAAUGGAGUUCAGGGAUGUGUUAACAGCUUCACUGCCAAAUGAAUAUUUUUUUUUUCAAUCAUGACAUAUUUUAACUACAGUAUAAUACAGUGUGGAUAGCUACAUGGGAUAAUGCCCAGAAAACCAUCAUUGGGUAGAAUUAUCAAGGCAAACUUGGGAGCAAAGAGUUAAGUAAAGCGCAAUCAGUAUAGAAACCAAUACUGUACUUUGUCUUCCUACAUUUUGCACUUUGUAUCUGUUUUGCUUGAUAGAUUCUCCCUUCCCCAUAUGUAUAAAAGACUGUUAAAGGAUAUGUAAAAUAUUUAGGGGUAAAUAAAUGGAUAUAGACUAUUCUGCAUUUGUUUUACAACCCAUCCAAUAGGCUCCAAAUUAAUAGGGCUAAAGUAAAACAAUACUCAUACAGUUAUCAUGGACAUUUGCAGUGAUGACUUGGUCCAAAACACCCAGUUUUUGUUGCAAAAAAAAAAUAAAUCUAUUGUAUUGUACGUGCUACUGAUGAAUAUGUGUUGGAAAAAACAGGAUAUGGGUUUGAAUGGGCAGGGCCCCACCAUCUUUAAAUUUCACCAGCCACCACAUAAUAUUUGUAAGGUGUAUGCUUGCAGGUGUAGGAAUACAUAUUCCCAGAUUGCCAAUAGAAUGAAAAAAAUUAUGUCUGUAUUUUGACAUUAAAGGCACACUAUAGUCACCAGAACACCUACAGCCUAAUGUAGUAAACAUUGUGUCCUGGCACAAAGUAACAAAAUAACGCAGCAAACCUGCAAGAAAUAUACCGUAUAUACUCGAGUAUAAGUCGACCCGAAUAUAAGUCGAGACCCCUAAUUUUACCCCAAAAAACUGGGAAAACUUAUUGACUCGAGCAUAAGACUAGGGUGGGAAAUGCAGCAGCUACUGGUAAAUUUCUAAAUAAAAUUAUAUCCCCAAAAAAUUAAAUUAAUUGAAUAUUUAUUUUGUGUAUAUAAUUAAUGCAGUGUGUGUGUGUAUAUAAUGCAGAGUGUGUGUAUGUAUGAAUGCAGUGUGUGUAGUGUGUGUGUAUAUAAUGCAGAGUGUGUGUGUGUAUGAAUACAUUGUGUGUAGUGUGUGUGUAUAUAAUGCAGUGUGUGUAGUGUGUGUGUGUGUAUGAAUGUAGUGUGUGUGGAUGUAUGAAUGCAGUGUGUGUGUGUAUGAGUGCAGUGUGUGUAUAUGAUACAGAGUGUGUUUGUGUAUGUGAUGCAGAGUGUGUAACCUUGGUGGGGGGUUGGCAUUUUUAUUAUUUUUUUAAUUAUUAUUAUUAUUUUAAUAUUAAAUUUAUUUUUAAUAUUAUUAAUAUUUUUAUUUUAAUAUUAUUAAUUUUUUUAUUUUAUUAUUAUUAGUUAAAUUUUUAUUUAUAUUUUUUGUCACCCCUCCCUGUUUGAUACAUGGCCAGGGAGGGGGGCUCUCAUUCCUGGUGGUCCAGUGGCAUUGGCUGUGCAGGAGGGGGGCUGGCAGCAAGCUGUAACUUACCUUUCCUGCAGCUCCUGUUAGCUCCCUUCUCCUGCGUUCCAUUCAGCUCCACUGUAAGUCUCGCAGUCUGAGUGCCACACGGAGCGUUGCCACGGUAACCCAUGGCAACGCUGUGACGCCACGGGUCUCGCAAGACUUACAGUGGAGCUGACCGGAACGCAGGAGAAGGGAGCUGACAGUAGCUGCAGGAAAGGUAAGUUACAGCUCGCUGCCAGCCCCCAACAGAACUGCUGGGCUUGUAAUGAGCCCAGCGGUCCUGGUCUGUAUUAUGGCAAUGUAAGUUGCCAUAAUACAGACAUUGACUCGAAUAUAAGACGAGUGGGGGGUUUUCAGCACAAAAAAUGUGCCGAAAAACUCAUCUUAUACUCGAGUAUAUAUACGGUAUAUCAUAAAAGUAAAUGGUGCACUCAAGGUCUUCUAAGGUAAAGGUGGAUUUGAUGUUUAAAGAAGAAAAAUUACAUAAAUGUGGAUGAUCAAUGUUUCGACCCUAUGGAUCUUUUUAAAAAUCUUGAAAAAGGCCCGUAGGGUCGAAACAUCAAUCGUCCACAUUUAUGUAAUUUUGCUUGUUUAUACAUUAAACCCACCUUUAACUUAGAAGACCUUGAGUGCACUCUUUAUUUUUAUUUUAUAUAUAUAUAUAUACGUAUGUAAUACACAAGAUCCAGCGCACUCACUCAUCCACUAAACAGCAAGUUUUUAAAGCUCACAGAUUUAUUUAUUUUUAGUUUUUUUUUUUUUUAAACACCUAAUCUAGGCAAAAAUAAUGGGGGUUUAGUUACAUUAUAUGAUCAUACAUUGCAUAAACCUGCCAAAAUGUAAAUGUACCCCAUCUUUGGCAGGUCCUACUCUAACAGCCUAAUAUCUGCUGUUAAGAUUAACCCACUUAUUUGGGGAAAAAAUCCAUCUUGGGCUCUCUGCAGUACAAGGCUAAAUAUGGCCCUGUAAUGAGGCACCUGUGACAUUGCCAACAUCUACACCUUCCCAGCAGAAUGGAGACUGCCAAUCUAUUAAUGGGAACCCCAAACCUUCCCAGAGUACUCAACCAAUGAGUUGUUAUCACGGGAGAUUUGACCUGUUAAUUUUCUGCUGUUGAUGGCUUUUAAAUGUAAUAACAUUCCAAUAUUAUAGGUGUCAAAUAAGGCAGUGAUAUAUCAGGGUAUUACAAAGGUUGAUAUGAAAUAAAUAGGAGCUAAUCAAAAAGUCUGGGGGCUAGUCGGUUAGCUCCAACAAAAACCCACUAUUAUUCUCCUAGUUGUGACAAUAACCCACUAGUAACAGAAAAUGUAGGGAAAAUGGACUAAAAGUCCUGAUUAGGAGAGUGACACAUAGAGGAAGCCCUACCUUUAUUAAUCCUAAGGGGAAACAAAAAUAGUAACCAAAUGGGGAAGGGAGAGGCAAAGGAGUAUAUGUGAUAUAUAUGCACAACCAUGCACAUAGACACAUAUACACAGAAGAAAAGAAUUUGCUGGAUGAGCUAAGGUACACAAAGCUUAAAAGGAUCUAAGGUUAGAUAUUCCAGUUUACCUACAAAGCUCAGGUAUAUGCAGGGAUAAGGGAAAAGGAAGGGAGUAUAAAUGAGGGGGUUGGACCCCAAAAUAAGCCACCCACAGCAGGGUAUUAUCCAAUGUGCUUGUCUCUGCCUUCACUUAACAAGUGAUAUCUUAUAACUGUACAUUGAACAUACUGGGAGACCGGAGCUAGCCUAGAACAGUAAGAAGAUUAUAUGUCUACUCUAUAAAUGGAAAACAGGACUUCUAUUCAAGAACAGCUUUGUCUUGCUGUGUCAAAGGAAUACUUUAUUGCAUCUAAACGAAAGAUGCUCUAUUUAAUUUUUUUGUUUUUCUUUUCUGAAAAAUCUUUUUAGCUUUAACUCAUUAAUGAUAUUCUUACUUGAAAUGUUUUUUUUUUAAAGUGCGUGAUUCACUGAAGGCUGCAAAUGUAGGUAUUUUUUCCUCUUCGUUUUAGUUUAGAGUUGUCAUUAAUUUUGAUAAAUGGCUGUGUAUCUACCAAAGAAAAAACACGCUGAAUCAUAACACAAACGACCAGCCAAAGUUAGCUCAGAAGCUUUCUGACCAAUUCUCAUUACUGAGAAACGAACAAAAAUAAAUCAGUCUUUCAAAGGAGCUUUGUAGCCUUCAUGUGAUGUUUCAGAGUGCAUAGCAUGACAAUAUUGGAUUUUGCGGUCAGGGCCAGAUUAAGAGCCCAGUGGGUCUGGAGCUGACAAUUAUGAAGGGCCUAACUACAGAAUCUUAUCGACCAAAAACACUAAAACAAUCAUACCUCCCAAGCGUCGUGUAUCUGAUGGAGAUGGUGUUGGAGGGAAAGGAUGCAGCUAUACAAAAUAACAUACUCUAUGCUAAUCUCUCUCUAAUUUAUGCUUUCAUCUUUCAAGUAAAUCCAUACCUCCCCAACAGUAGUGUCCUGUGAAGCAGGAAGUCAAUGGGCAGGGUAAAAGGCUGUGCCACUGACGCAAAUCACGUGACCAGACCUGCCAAAAGGGGUGAACAUGCCCAAAAAGGGGGCAUGUUUGUACAAAGAAUUGGAAGGCCAGCCUGGCAUGAAUGCAUGUCAGGCUGCCUGCCAAUCAUGCAGGCUGUCCAACUAAGGGCAUACAAUGCAGGCAGCACCCUGAGCUUGGCAGAAAUGCAUCAAAUGAUGCUCCUACUCCACGCUUUCUAAGGACUGUCCUCUAGCACUCACAUGUCCACUUACUUUCUUACUAGCAGGCAGAAGUUCCUGGUAUAUAGUCUGGAACAGAGAAAAGGUGGAUGUAGUGAGUGUAGAAGAAAGGGGACAUGCCACAGUGUUAGAGAGACCAAAGUCUGCAUUACCUAAACUAAUUUUAUUGUCAGCCAGUCCACACAGGUUUUGUUGCCAUACAUCCCUCUUAAGCUUCCAAACUUAAGGGGACACUAUAGUCACCAAAACAACUAUAGCUUAUUGUAUUUGUUCUGGUAAGUAGAAUCAUUCCCUUCAGGCUUUUUGCAUUAUACACUAUCUUUUCAGAGAAAAUAACUUCACUAGCCACUCCUUAGAUGGCUGCUAGAGGUGCUUCCUGGGGCAGUACUGCCUAGUGUGCAGCACUGCCAUUCAGUGUCUCCACCCUCUGCAUGCAGACACUGAACUUUCCUCAUAGAUAUGCAUUGAUUCAAUUGAUCUUUAUGAGGAGAUGCUGAUUGGCAAGGGCUAUGUUUGACUUGUGCUUGCUCUGCCCCUGAUCUGCCUAGUUGACAGUCUCAGCCAAUCUUAUGGGGAAGCAUUGUAAUUUGCUCAGAUCACCACUUCUGAUGAUGUCAGUGCAGAGGCAGAGCCAGCAUCUGCAGACUUGAAUACAAGUAAGAUUUUACUAUAUUUGGGGAGCAAAGAUGGGGUCAGAGGGGCUAGAUGGUGUUUUUUUACAUAAUAGGGUCAGAAAUACAUGAUUGUGUUCCUGACCCUGUAGUGUUCCUUUAAGCAAGAGUAUGUGAAGAGUAGUUAGGAUUGCCACCUUUUUUCUGGGAAAAAAAUACCAGCCAUUUGUAUAAUUAAUUAGUAAUGCAUGACAUCACAUGAUGUAAAUCACAAGGAGUGACAAGAGAACAUUCUGUAAAAUCACCAACAAACUAAUCACAGUUUGAUUCUGCUGUAUAAAUGAAUUGCUCCCUGUCUCCCAGUGUCUCAGUGUCCCUAUGUAUCACAGUGUCUGUGUCCCCAUUUCACCCAGUCCCAUAGUCUCCCAGUGUUCCCAUGUCUCAGUGUGUCCCCAUGUCUCAGUGUGUCCCCAUGUCACUAGGAUACUAGGGGACACAGUGAGACAUGGGGACACUGGGAGACAUGGGGGCACUUGUGAAUACAGACAUGGGGACACUGGGAGACAUGGGGACACAGACAUUUGGGGACACUGGGAGAAAUGGGGACACUGAGACACUAGGGACACAGAGACAUGGGGACACAGACACUGGGAGAUAUGGGGACCCAAACAUUUGGGGACACUAAGACACUAGGGACAUUGAGAGACAUAAGAACACAGACACUAGGAGACUAGGGGACACUGGGAGACAUGAGGACACUGGCUGGGAGACAUGGGGACACUGGGUGACAUGGGACUCUGAGUCACUAGGGACACAGAGACAUGGGGACACAGACACUGGGAGACAAGGGGAAACUGAGAGCCAUGUGGACACUGGUUGGGGCACAUCGGGACACUGGGAGACAUGUCCCUAGUAUCUCCAUGUCCCAAUGUCUCAGUGUCUCCCAAUGUCCCUAUGUCUCACAGCGUCCCCCUGUGUCUCAGCGUCCCCAUGUCUCAGAGUGUCCCCAUUUUUUCCAGUGUCCACAAGUGUCUCAGUGUGCCCUAGUGUCUGUGUUCCCACGUGUCCCCUAGUGUCUCAGUGUCCCCAUGUCUCCCUGCUGCCUUUCCCCCAUCCCUUACUUACCCGAGCUGCUGUCUUGACUCUCUGUGCUGUGUAGCUGCGCCCCACAGAUCAGUGAGUAGUAGAGAGAGGCAGGGAUAUGCUGUAACUUCCUAUCCCUGCCUUUCUCCACACACAGUGACCCCUACUGGCCGGUGCUGGUAUUGCAGAGUAAUCUCCAUUUAUACUGAGAAAAAUACCUUGUAUUGACGGUAUUACUGCAAAACGUGCACAGCCAAGCAGCCUCAAAUACCGACUGUGCCAGUAAAAUACCAGUCAGGUGGCAAACCUAAGAGUAGUGUGUAAAAAAAAAUGGGCCAUUCCAUGGGCCUGGGCCUGGGCCUGGAGCUGCAGCUCCAUCAGCCCCUAUGUUAAUCCGGCCCUGUUUGCGGUUACUAGGCUUUAGGUAACCAGACAGACAGAAAAUUUCAUGAUUGUCCUAGGCAGUAGAAAUUACUUUAGGUACGAGAGAUUAAGAUGUGUACAUUAAAAAUAUUUACCUGUAAAAAGAAGGACAUUCAAACACAUUUUUUGAAUGAUAGUACGGGUUGCUCUGCUAAACAUAAUUACAAUCGUAUCUUGUUAUGUAUAAGUGAUAUAAUUAUACAAUCUACUCCAUAAAAUGGGCCCUAACAUAUUGCUCAUAUCUUGCAAAAAGGAGGGAGGCUAGGAGAGCACUAGACCAGGAAAUGAUGUUGGCUCUUCCUCCUACUGUUCCUGUUGCAGAAGUAAAGUUCUGCAUCAGGAAUAUGGGUGACUGGUUCCCAACUUGGAUCCAGACCUGUCCCUUGUCUGCCCCUUCUUCUCUGUCAUCAAGGAUCCAAACCAUCUACCAGGCAAAAAUGUAUCCUUCUGUCUUCUCAGCUAGGACUGAAUCCCUCUGGCCACGAAUCAUUUAUGCUGCCUGCUCCCAUUACCAUGUUUAUUAAGAUUCAUUUUGGCUUUGGCACAUAGAUCUUUUGCCUACAGGUCUUAUCAAUCUGUAGCUGAGCCCAAAUACCUGGGAGAAGUGAAGCCAGAAGACAGGACAGGCCCUUCUACUCUGCCACUAGGCUUCUGGAAACAAUGUGAAAAAAGGAGUUGGCUUGAUUGUUCAUUUUUUAAAUGGGCCUACCUUUUAACAACUCUACAUUAAACUUAUUGUUAGUGAUUCAAAACAGUGCUUAAAGUUUAAACAUAAUAAAACAUUGAGACAGCAGUAAAAGACAAUAGAAUAUUUGAUUGUCAUACAGGGGAUCGUCUUUAGGUGACAAUCAUGUCAAAUCGAAAUCCCAGGCCAUUCUUCAUGAAUUUCAUAAAAAUAUACAAAUAUAUGCAAAUCAAUGUAUAAAUAUACAUAACCAGGCUUUUACCAUCUACUGACCCAAAGCUUCUAGAUCUGGGGGGAAAGAUAUUGAGUAUCCUCAGCGGUAAACUCUGGGACUAACAUGCCUACCUCUCAAUAUUGGUAUUACGAAGUCCUGCAAAUUUGUUAUGACAUUAAUAUAAAUGGUUACAUUUUUAAUUAAUGCUGACCAGACAUUUAUAAGCAGAAGCACUAGUAUUAGCCAUCCCUUCAUCUUUCCAGAAGACCGGACAUCAGGCAUUAGACAGAUUGGAUUUGUCUGCCUCACUGCUGCCGGUGUUCCACACAGGGCCGGAUUAACAUAGGGGCUGAUGGAGCUGCAGCUCCAGGCCCAGGCCCAGGCCCAUGGAAUAGGCCCAUUGAUUUAAAAAUAAAAAAUAAAAAAUAAAUUUUUUUUUUUUUUUUUUUUAACACACUACUCUUAGGGAUUCCACCUGGCUUUUAUUUUAUUGGCACAGCCAGUAUUUGAGGCUGCCUGGCUGGUGCCAAUAUUGCAGUGAUACUGGCAAUACAAAUGCUGGUAUUUUUCUCAGUAUAAACAAGAGAUUACUAUGCAAUACCAGCACUGGCCAGUAGGGGUCACUGUGUGUGUGGAGAGAGGCAGGGAUAGGAAGUUCCAGCAUAUACCUCCCUGCCUAUCUAUACUCACUGAUCUGUAGGGGUGCAGCUACAGAGAGUCCAGACAGCAACUCCCACCCUGCAGAGACAGCCUACAGCUCAGGGAAGUAAGGGGAGGAGGAAAGGCUGCAAGGAGAGAUACACUGAGACACUAAGGGGCACUGGGAGACAUUAUGACACAGACACAUGGGGACACAGUGUCCCCAUGUUUCCCAGCCAGUGUCCCUGGUGUCUCGGUGCCCCCUAGUCUCCCAGAGCCCCGUAGUCUCCCAGUGCCCCCAGUCUGCCAGUGUCUCACUGUCCCCAUGUCUCCUAGUGUCUCCAUGUCUCUCAGUGCCUCAAGUGUCACAAUGUCCCCAUGUCUCCAAGCUAGUGUCCCUAGUGUCUGUGGCCCUGGUGUCUCAGUGUCCCCAUAUCUCCCAGUGCCCCCAUGUCUCAAUGUCCCCAUGUCCCUCAACCAGUGUCUCUAGUGUCUGUGUCCCUGGUGUCUGUGUCCCCAUGUCUUCAAGUGUCCCCUAUUUUCCCAUUUUCCCCAUGUGUCCCAGCCAGAGUCCCCUAGUCUCCCAGUGUCACUGGUGUCUCCGUGUCCCUAGGUCUCCCCGUGUCCCCAGGUCUCCCCGUCUUCCUAGUGUCCUAGUGACAUGGGGACCCUGGGAUACAUGGGGAGACAUGGGGCAUUGAGACACUGUGAUACAUAGGAUCACUGGGAGACCUGGGGACACGACACUGGGAGACAUGGGGCACUGAGACACUGAUACAUAGGAACACUGAGACCUGGAGUAAUCGACACAUGGGGGCACUGAGUCGUGAGGGCACUGGGAGACAUGGGGGCACUGGGAGGAAUCCAUCUAUACAGCAGAAUCAAACUAAGUAGUUUUUUUUGGUGAUUUUACAGCAUUUUCUCUUAUGUCACUCCUUGUGAUUUACAUCAUGUGAUGUCACCCAUACAUAUUUAAUUAUGCAAAUAGUUUUUACAAGAAAGGUGGCAACCCUAACUACUUUUCACAUACUCUUACUUAAGUAUGGAAUCUUAAGAGGGAUGUAUGGGAACAAAACUUGUGUGGACUGGCUGACAAUGAAUAUAGUUAAAGGGACACUAUAGUCACCAGAACAACUACAGCUUAUUGAAUUUGUUCUGGUGAGUAGAAUCAUUACCGUCAGGCUUUUUGCUUGAAAAAGUCCUCAGUAGCAGGACGAAACGCGUUGACGAGGUGCACAGGGGUUUUUGUUAUAUAUCCCCUGUAGACGGACCUGGAAGAACACAUAGCUCUAUCUACGUGCAGCUGUUUCCUUGCGGUUUUAUUUUCGGACAGCCCACCUGAGUGCACGAGGAGGACGCUGUCAGCUUUGAAGAUAAAAGACAGUUUUGUUGGGAUACCAAGCAGCCGUGAGGUUUCUUCAUUCCGGUCCAUAGGAAUAAGUACCACUGCUAUAUAUACUUUUCAACAUUGUGAGAGUUCUUAUUUAGGGGGGGUUUUGUUUGUUAUACCGGGCAAUAAAUGUUACAGAGUUACACUAUAUCUGUUUUCUCCGUUUUUGCCUAGGAAUUUUCAAGCAUCUAUUUGAGUCUCCAUUUCAUCUAAUCAGACAUUGGACCCUGCCCCCCCUCUCUAUUUUGAUUCUAAAAGACUUUUUGGACCUUUUAAAGACUUCUUUUAUAUUUCCAUAUUUAUAUACAUAUUUUUAUUUGCAUCUUUUUUUCUUUCUUUACAGUUUUUAUAUGUGAAGUCUAGAUGCAUAUUGCAAUACUAUUUUAACAUAUUUGCACCCUUGUUAUCAUUUUAAGGGGAGUAUUUACUAAGCGCUGACAACAUCUUUACUACCCUGUUAUAGGAAUUGGGAAAUUCUUUUCUUUGUUUAGCAGCUGUUAUUCACAGGGUACUUUAAGUACCAUUUAUCAUUAUUUUUAGUUUUGAUUUUGUAUGCGCUCUCUUAAUUAUUCUAUUUAUUGUGUUUGAAUCAUGCUGGCUCUGACUCUGAUCUGCCUCCUUGUCAGUCUCAGCCAAUCCUAUGGGGAAGCACUGUGAUUGGAUCAGGCCACCACUUCUAAUGAUGUCAGCAGACUGCUUGUUUUUAUGAGUCUAAUAGCAUGCAGAGUUACAGCUUCAGGCUUGAAUAUAGUAAGAUUUUGUUAUAUUUAUGGAGGCAUGAGUGGCCCAGGGGGGGCUAGAUGGUGGUGUUAACACUGUAGGGUCAUGAAUUCAUGUUUGUGUUACUGACCCUAUAGUGAUCCUUUAAGGUAAUGCUGACUUUGGUCUCUCUAACACUGUGGCAUGUUCCCUUUCUUCUACACUCACUACAUACAGCUUUUCUCUGUCCCAGACCAUAUACCAGGAGCUUAUGCCUGCUAGUAAGAAGGUAAGGAGACAAGUGGACCAGCGAGUGCUAGGGGACAGUCCUUAGAAAGCGUUGAGCGAGCGCAUCAUUAGAUGCAUUUAUGCCAUGCUCAGGGUGCUGUCUGCAUAGUAUGCGCUUAGUUGGCCAGCUGCAUGAUUGGCAGGCAGCCUGACAUGCAUUCAUGCCAGGCUGGCCUUCUAAUUCUUUGGGCAGACAUGUCCACUUUUUGAGCAUGUUCGCCCCUUUUGGCAGGUUACGUGAUUUGUGUCAGUGGCACACCCUUUUAUCAUGCCCAUUGACUUGACUGGACAUUGCUGUUAGGGGUUAUGGAUUUACUUGAAAGCAGAAAACAUAAAUUAGAGGGAGAUUAGCCUAGGGUAUGUGUUUUCUUAUAGCUGCUGUUUUCCUUCUCUCCAGCACCAUCUCCAUCAGAUACAUGACGCUUGGGAGUGUUUUACUGUUUUUGGUUGAUAUGAUUCUCUAAUUAGGCCCGUCAUAAUUGUCAGCACCAGGCCCACUGGGCUCUUAAUCUGGCCCUGGUUCCACAAUAGGCUUGCUGAGAUUCUUGCUAAUAUCUGAGUAUAUGUAAGAAUGGGAUAUAUUUGUAGCAUUUACUAUGGAAUUUCGUAUUCACUCUUCUUGGUACCUGAUCUGUCUUACGUAAACUGUAUAAAAACCAUGAAGAAAGUAAUUAUUUUUAGUUAAGAGCACUUUUACUAUACGCCCAGCUGCAGUUGUCAGUAGUUGGCUUACAGUUUUAUGACAAUGUUAAAGUAAUUUCACAAAUUAUAUUACACCCAAUAACAUGACCAUGCAAUUAUGGUGUUUUUUUAAUGUUCUCACUUCUUAUAGGUGGAACGCCAGCAAGACCUUCCCCAUAUGCAUAGGAUGGCCAAACACAAGGAUACUUACAUGGUGGAGCAGGUUUUUAGCCCACAUCCAUACCCAGCUUCCCUGAAGUCCCACAUGAAGAGUAAUCCAAUCUAUACAGACAUGCGUCUCACAGAAAUGGCAGAGCUAAAACGCACCCAGCCUUCGUGGACCAUAGAAGAAUAUGCACAUAACUCAGGAGAGAAAGGAAGGCUGACUGCUCUAGACCUGCAAGUAAGUGGCAAUUGAAAUAUACAGUCGUUCUGUAUAUUUACCCAUUUCUCGCUCAUGUUGAGAUGUGAUGUAAAACCGCAUUAAUCUCAUGUAUGAUGUCUGUGAUACAUGACCUUGUCGCAUUAUCACCCACACACUAAAGCAGUCAUUUACCAAUCUCACAUACAGUGUGUGCAUAACUUUACCAUCAUACAUAAAUCUUACAUGCACCAGUCAUCCUGACACACUUACAUAUGUAAACAGAUCAGUCACUGUCACCAAAAAGACACAAUUUAUUCUAGAACAAUAAUUUGGACUUGAGCACAUUUAGUUGUCUUUUUUUUUCAUUUUUUUAAUAUUAUGGUGACAGCAGAUCAAUCUAAAAAGCAUUUGUUUUUUAAAUUAGGUCUAUAAGAUAUGUGGUUCUGUAUAAUGUUACACUAUAGCAGUCAGUAUACAUUUUUCUACCCCACUGGUAGGUAAAGAGUCAUGACAGGGGCACAUUCAUCACAUUUAUCAAGAAUACUGUACAAUAGAAAAUAAGCAGAGCUAUUGAGAAAGGACAAAUAUUGAUUAACUAAACAUCUGGUUGCACUAUGAUUCCAAUGAUUAUCUGGUAAUACAGAUAGAACAGUCCUCUUACAAUAUGUAACAAAAUGCUGUUAAAGCUCCUAAUUCAGUUCUUUAUAUUGUAUAUACCAUAGGAAAAAACAUCUCCACCUGCAUGUUGCCUUACAGCUUGCACAAGGCUCUCUUUAUUUAACCGUUUACCGUAAAUGUUGCUUUAUCAGACAACUCACUUUAUAUUUAAAACAACUUUGUCCAGCAAUGUUACCCUAUGGAAAUGUAAGUGUACACACGCAUUCCAUGCAGUAUCCAAAAAAGAUCUUUGUGAUCCAAACAGAAGCCAGCUAUCAUUCCCUUUUCAUUUACAACCCCUAUGUACACACUUUAAUAAACAUCUACCACCCAUUCUUUCAACCCCAUUACCUAGAAAAUGAGGCCUAACCUAUAGAAUUGCAGCUGUUAUUUAUCAUGAAAUUAGACAGUCAUUAACUUUUAGCCAACGAUGACCUAGGAGUAGAGAUGGUGUGUGUGUGUAUGGGAGAUGUUUUAGUGAAACACCCGAUAGAAAUGAUCUUCCAUGAUUAAGAUUACCUCCUAAACUCAGAAAAUUACAAGAAAGUGGGGACUUACAUGUAUCUACGUUAUCCUAUGUAUACCAGAAGGAUGAACACUGAAAUGCUUUCUGCACCACACGAUGCAAAGACCUAAAGAAUAGUUAUUUAAAAUUUCACUACCAAAGUACCUUUGAAAAUGGUAUCCUAUAGGUCCCCACUUUCAGCCCGUAAAGGAACACUAUAGCGCUAUAUUAUGCCCCAUCCCUAACUGUAGGUCCAUCUCUUCCCCCUACCUCCAUGUGAAUGAAAGGGUUCAAAACCAUUUAACAUUCACCUUAAUUCCAUUGCCAAGGUCCUUCAAUGCUGGUUCAAUCUCCUCCUCCAGCGGUCUACAGACAUCUAUUUUAAGGGUUUAGUCAAUAAAAUGUGAAUAGGACAAGAACAAUUUGAUAAUUUAGGUCAGAAUUAAAAAUUUGAAGAAAAAAAAACAAACAAAAAAAACUUACAGCUUCCAGGCUAAGUGUCUCAGUUAUAUCAAACACCCACAUUAAAUCAUACACACCCAGUCACCCACACAAAGUCACAGGCGUAUCCUGAAGAAAGGGUGCUUGUGUGCUGUACAUUUGAAAGCAGAUAAAUUAAUUAAACUUGUUUUAUUCAUGUGUUUUGACAUCUGCUUUUCAGAGGAAUAAAGUCAUGUCAUUUUAAAUUAAUAUAAGGUUGAAAUAGCUGUUUUUGACAUGAUAUUUUGUUCCUAUUUAACAAGCUACCAAUCUAAAAUGUCUCCUAUCAGAGUGCAUUACAAAUCGCAGGAGUAAUAGCUCUUACAAAUAUAGAUGUCUAUUUUUUCUAUUACAAUGUCUGCAUGACUCACAUAUUUUACCAUUACUUAGUAGAAAAAAAAAACAAAAAAAGACAAUAUAAUUUGUCCAAGUAAAUAUCACCUGGCAAAAUAAUAGUUUGUGACACUCCAAACAACAUAACUACUUAUGUUCUUACAUAGACUUCACUCCAAGCCUUUGUUCUAUUCAUUAGUCCGGCAGCAAGGAUUUUGGGGAUAUGCUCAACAAUUGUUUUGAUGUAUAGCAAAUAAGGGACAAUUGAGGGUGCCUAUAUUCUAUUAUUAUGAAACUAAAAUGUAAUAUAGGGGAGCGUAACAGACCCUGGGAGUGUCACUUUAAAUGAUUUAAUAAGAUUGACCCCAGGAGCUCAGUAGAAUAUUUUUACAAUGAGAUUAAAAUGAAUAAAAUAUGUUUUCACUUAAAAAGCAAUAUUAUGGAGGAAAAGAGUUAUUAUUUCACGAAAAAGUCCGCUUUCACUGUUCAUUCUAAUGUAUAGAUUGGUAGCUUUUUUUUUUUUUCAAUUUGACAAUUUUUAUUGUUGAUAAGAACAGGGGAGGGGGGGUACAGAAGAGAAGAAGGAGGGGGGGGGGGUUUCCGUGUUACAGUAUAUGUCACUCGGUACAAGGCGACAUAGCGUAGUAGCAUAGUAGCUUGGUAAAACAGUAAUGGUUUGGACAGUGGUAUUAAUAAUAUUGUUGUUAAGAAAAAUAAGCCGCACAAAAUUGCUUAGUGUAAUUCUAGUCAAUGCGCCCACACAUGGGCUGGGGAGAUCUGUGUAAUUUGGAGUAUAUUUCCCCAUGCGUAGCCUAAUCCGAUGCUCUUUCGCUUUGCGAACACAGUGGGUCAAUACAAUGCAUACAUGUUGCUAUGGUACAGGAAUGAGUCGCCUUACUCAGGGUUUGCCAAUCUCCACGCGUCCCACACAUCCCAUGCUGUCGUCCCUGUACGGGUGGGUGGGCAUAUAUUCGUGAAGCAACGCUCAUAGAGUCUCUGCUCAGCUAUUUCUGAGAGUACGUUUUGUAUCUUAGGAGUGGUUGGAGAUUUCCAGGCCCGCGCUAUAAGGCGUUGAGCCGUUAGUGUUGUGUGGAAAAUUAGUUUUUGGAGGUACUUAGGAGUGUGGGGGGGAGUGUGCAGUAGCAGGUACGUGAGCGGGUCUAGGGGCAGAGUAAGUUUCGUGAGGUCUUGUAGGAAGGAGUGCACUGCUUCCCAAAAGGGUUUUAUCAGUGAGCACGUCCACCAGAUGUGUAAAACUGAUCCGGUGUGUUCCCGACAUCUCCAGCAGGUGGAUGAAGCGGCGGGGUACAUUUUAGAAAGCCGCUCCGGGACCAUGUACCAUCUAUAAAUCAUUUUUUUGUUCUGCUCCAGUAACGGUGCUGAUUUAAGGAGGGUUUUGGGUGCGGUAGAUAAAGUGUUCCACUCUUUGUGAGUGAGCUCAAUGGUCAGAUCUUCUGCCCAUUGUCUAGCUGGCGUGGCCUCUGAGAGAGGUGUGAAGUCUAAUAGCAAUUGGUAACACGUGGAGAUUGGCUUACAUAGUGGGGGUAGUUUUUUAUUUAUACACAUUUUUUCCCAUAUUGUAAGUUGGUCGGUGGCGGUUUGGCUGGGCGGUACUUGUGUAGCUUGUUUGUGCAGGAAAGAAUGAAGUUGUCUGUAGGAAAAAUGAGAUGUCAGGGGGACACCGUGGAGUGAGUGUAGGGUGUGAAAGUCUAGGAGCUUUGAGUUAGCGUGGAAUUGGCCUAAGUGUUGGAGCCCCUUCUCCUGCCACGGUUUAGCGUAGAAGGUGGGAAUGCAGUAUGUGAGAGCCGCUGUCGGUGUGGCUGGGGACAGAGGGCCGCUGGAGGUCAGUUUAUGUCUGUGUGCGUCCCAAACUCGUAUGAGUAGGGCGAGUUGGGGAGGGAUAUCUUUUAGGGGGGGGCGAAGCUGUUGCGGGAGCCAUAGUAUGUGGGUGAUGUCAUACGGAGUCAUCAUGAGCUUCUCAAGCCUGACCCAUUGCGGGGGGCUUUGGUCAACAAAAUGGGGGAUGGCUGCUGCUAAUAUGGAUGCGUGGUAAUAGGUACGCACGUCCGGGACUGCUAAGCCUCCUGCUCUAGCUGGAGCUCGUAGGAGCUUCAUUGAGAUGCGGGGUUUACCCUUGUUCCAGAUGAAGUUGGUGAUAUCGCUCUGUAUCGCUUUAAAAUAGGAUUGUGGCAUUGGUAAUGGGAGGUUCCUAAAAAUGUAUUGUAACCUGGGGAGUAUGGACAUCUUAAUCGCCACUAUUCUCUCAGUCCAAGUCAGGAAGAGGGAUCCCCAUUUUGUCAGGGAUUGUUUACACUCUGUCCAGACCCUGAUAUAGUUGGUUGCGCUUAGGUCAGCGCGGCGUCUGGAGAACAUAACACCUAGGUAUUUGAUGUUAUCCCGCCUCCAUUCGAAAGGGUAUGUCAUGCGUAGUGUUUCCGUCACUUGGGGGGGUAGGCCAAUUCCCAGGGCUUGGGUUUUUGUGGUGUUCAGUGCGUAGUAGGAGCAUAGGCCAUAUUCCUUGAUGAUGUGCAUAAUUACAGGGAUCGUGGUCAUGGGAUCGGUGACAUAAAGGAGGAUAUCAUCCGCGAAGGCGCUAACUUUGUAAUCUGUCCCCUUAAUUUGGAUCCCUUUGACGUCAGGAUGGUUUCGAAUGGUUUGCAGGAGGGGUUCUAACGCCAACACGUACAGCAGGGGGGAUAGGGGGCACCCCUGCCUCGUUCCAUUGGACAACUGAAACGGGUCAGACAUAAAGCCUGCCUGUAGUACCUGGGCUGUCGGACCCGCAUACAGAGCAAAAAUUUGUGACUCAAACUGGGGGGGGAACCCAUAGGCUCUCAAGGCUUGUUGUAGGAAGGGCCAGCUUAGGCGGUCAAAAGCUUUUUCGGCGUCAAGUGCUAGUAAUAGACCGCCUCCUCUGGUCCCCCUGAGGUAAUCCAGAAUCAGCGACAGUUUCCUGGUAUUAUCUGUUCCCUGUCUUCCUUGUAUGAACCCUGUCUGGUCAUCCCCAAUAAGGGAUGGCAGGACCCUAUUUAGUCUAUUCGUUAGGAUCUUCGCAUAGAUCUUUGCAUCUGAGUUUAGAAGCGAUAUAGGGCGGUAAUUUUUACAGGUGUCCGGGGGUUUGUCGGGUUUCGGGAUGGUUACUAUGGUAGCCCGGAGCAUCUCUGGUGGGAGCGCGCCCGUGGCAGUCGCCCUACGGUACACUUUUAGCAGGUGGGGACCCAGGACGUGCGCAAAUUUUUUGUAGUAGGCGUUUGGGAGCCCAUCUGCUCCUGGUGACUUCCCUUGUGGCAAUUUGGCGAUCGUUUCAAGCACCUCUGUGAGCUCAAUGGGCCUGAUUAGUGCUUCUGCCUGUACGCUCGUUAGUUGGGGGAGUUUGGCUUGGGAUAAAAAUUGGGUUAUGUCGUCUAAGCUAGCAUUGUGAGUGCUGCCCUCCUCCUUUAGGUUGUAAAGUUUAGAGUAGAAAUGAGCGAAUUCCUGGCUAAUAUCUAUGGGGGUAACCUUCUUUAGUCCGUCGCCUCCCACCACGUGGGCUAUCUUGGAGCUAGAGCAUUGAUUUCGUAGCCUGGCGGCUAAGUAUUUAGUGGCUUUCCCACUAUUGUGGUAUACAUUGGCUCUCAGUUUGUGGAGCAUGCGCUUGGUUUUUUCUGUAUUCAGCUCUUGCAUUCGUGCGUAAAGCACUCUGAGCUGUUUCGCUAGGUCAGGGGUGGGCUUAGAUUUAUUCUGCCUAGAGAUUAUAGCUAUUUGCCUAAGGCAAUCAAGGAGGCCGGACGUAUUCUGCUUCUUUAGGAAGGCGGCUCGUCUCAAGAAAAGCCCCCGUACUACUGCUUUAUGCGCCGACCAAACCGUGUAGUCUGAGACCUCUCCUGUCGCGUUCAGCGCAAAGUAUGCUUGGAGUUCUUCUCUUAUGUGUUCCGCAAAGGGUGCAUUGGACAACAGCGAAUCAUUUAGACGCCAGGACCCCCGGCCCCGAAAUUGGAAAGUGUCUAGUAGGUUUAGAUAGACGGGACCGUGGUCUGACCAGGAUAUUUCCCCUAUGGUGCACUGCGUGAGUUGCGGCAGUAGUGUCCUGUGUAGGAGAAAGGUGUCUAUGCGCGUGUAUGUAUUGUGGACUCUGGAGUGAAAAGUGUAAUCCCUGUCUGUCGGGUGCAUGGUCCUCCAGGCGUCGUAUAAGUCGUAUUGGUCAAGGAGUUUGGAGAGUGCUUUACAUGAUGUGUCCAGUCUCCGUUUGUUUGCGCCCGUGGGGGUUGCAGUAGUGUCUAGCCCUAGCGAUUGUAUGCAGUUAAAGUCUCCGCAGAGUAUCAGGUCCCCUAACCUAUAAUCUUCGAUUUUGCGCAGGAGGGAAGACAGAAAGUGGCGUGGUCGGUCGUUGGGCAGGUACGCUGAUUGGUAGCUUUUUAAAUGAUGUUCCAUUGCUUGUUUUGCAUUUAUUGCUGUUUCCUAAAUUAUUGUAGAAUUCUUGAAAUAAUGGUGGCAUUCCAGGAUAUGCUGGAAUGGACAGGGUAUCUAUGUAAUAUUGGGAGCAGAAUGGAUAAAGUCUAAAUCGCAAAAUUGUAUUAUUAAAAAAUUACAGAUUUCCAGUUUGUCAAUCAAUAUUUAAUGCAAUAUUUUAUUAUAUACAUGACCAAGUCAAUGAUGGUGUAGUAGGGUUAACCAAGUGUGAAGGCAAGUUGAAGAUAAGGGUAAGACAACUCUCUGGUAGCGAAUUGACACAUUGCUGAAAAAUAAUAAUUAUAAUAACAAAGUAUUUAACCAGGAAAGGUACAUUCAGAUUACUCUUAUGGCAGUCAAUAAAAAUCUUUCAAAGGUCUGCCAUGAAAGCCAAUGACAGCAGAAAGUCAUCAGAAUAGAGGUUAGCUCUAGUUAGGCUGUACAUGAAGCAUGGGGUAAAAUUAGAGUUACAUACAUUAUAUCCUAAAGCAAUAUAGAUAUAGAGAUAUAUAAUAAACAUAUAAUAACUAUAGACAUAUAAUAAAUAAAGUUCCUUGGUUGAUUAAACAGUUUUUGGAAAUUGCUUAGGCUAAAGGAUAACAGUAGAAACAGUGUUAUCUUAACAAUUAACCAGGACUACACCGAGGAAGCAAUCAGGAUGCAAUGUCUUACAGGUGGUGUGUGUAUCUGAUUGCAGACAGGUGGGGCAGGAACCAACUGGCCAGGUAGAAUUCAGAAGUGUACAAAGACAAUGGCGUUAUCCAGCAGCUGAUUCAGCUCACUGGUAAUCUUAAACUGCUGUGGUCUACUAUACCUCUCCUUACAGACUCAAGAAUCCCUGAACCCCAAUAAUCUUGAGUUUUGGAUGGAAGACAUUUACACUCCAGGUUAUGACUCCCUACUGAAGAGAAAGGAGGCCGAGUUCCGUCGAGCCAAGGUCUGCAAGAUGGCAGCGCUUAUCACUGCGGCUGCUUGCACGGUGAUUCUGGUGAUUGUUGUUCCCAUCUGUACCAUGAAGUCCUAAUCUCCUGCAAAGGACAUAAACUGUUCAAAUCACGUUACCCGUGCAUUAUGCUCGUGGUGAUGACUCACAUGUCGAAAGAGCUGCAUUGAUCUUAGACAUAUACAAGCCAUUACAAACCUUAAAAGAGCUAUUGUAAAAAUGCAAUCCUACUGUACAAUACGCCAGGCAACAAUAAACACAGAAGGGGUAUAUUUACCAAGGACAUAAAUACUGCUAAAAACCAGUGCUUGAUAUUUUGUGUCACCUGUUUAUUCUCAAAAUGCCUAUCUGGUAGGUUUUCUAUUUGCCAAAAAUCUUGACUGCUCUAAAAAGUAGGUAAUGUCUGUUGAAAAUGAAUAAAUAGAUUAACAUAACAUAAAAAUAUCCAUUCUGUUCUGGGAGCAGAGCAGUUUAGAUGUUUGUUACGUUGCUAUGAUGGUUACAUUUUCAGUUUUAGCUGCAGUAAUGUAUCAGAAGUGAAAUUGCAGACCUUGAGUUUCCUUAUCUGGCUGUGAAUUCUCCUGUGUCCUGGACCCUGUCACUCUCCAUCCCUCUAUACAAUAUUGUGACCUACAUUUUAGUGAAUAUUCAAUAUCUAUAUACAGAUACUAUAUUUUUUAUAUGUUUGCUGCUUUCGUAGUUGCUUAAUUUCGGUGGGGUGGCUAUAGAGUCCCCUGCCACUGUCCUAUUUCAUAUUUAAUAGUUUUUUUAAUGUUUGAGAGACACAGCAGCCUGUCCCCGAGACAGUUGUUAGCCAACUAUAAUUUGCACAAAAAAAAGAAAAGAAAAAAAAAGAAGCUUUUCAGGGGAGUUGUUCAGCAACAUUUAGCACACUUGUGAGAGUAUGAGUCAGGCGUGAAGGUCUACAAAAUGCCAAAACCACAGAAUAUUCAAUUAAAAUACACCAUAGACUGUGAUUUUUUUUCUUUCUGAUGACAAAGCAUUAAAACAAACAGCAAUGAGCAACGAUAAUAGACAGUGUCAGCUGACCAUACAGGCUAUCACAGCCACCCAUUCCUAGUAUGAAUUGGUUUGGCUAAGGAAAAGUACACAUGGAACCAGGAGACUCCAAGAACUAUAACCAUUUCAGUUAGAAGUGUCCCUUUAAGUAAUGUCAGGAAAGUUUUUGCAGGAAAAUUCUCAGUUUAAAAUUAAUUUUCCUAUUACUAUUUUUGUAAAAAAAUAAAAAUAAAAAAAGAGUUUCAUGCCACUCAGUUAUUGCAAAAAGGUUGGAAUAUGGGAACUUAUUCAUGGAUUUUAUUAUUCAUGAGUAUAGAUAACUUUUACGGUUUCACCCAUUUAUUUAUUUCAACAAAAAUAACAGAUGCACUUGCCAAAUAUAUUUAGAACCAAAACAGAAAUUAUUCAGAGUUAUCAAAUUAUUUUAGUUAUUGUUGUAGCAAUAGAGACAAGCAGAUGUAUUGACUAAACUCUGACUUCUAGUGAACUGAAGUCUGAAUUGCAAAAUUUAGCCAAGCUGUGACUGCAGACUUAGAUAGGGUUUCAAAAUCAGCUAUUGCACCAUACAUUUUACAAUUUUGAUUUCAGUUACUACAGUUCACUAUACUGAAUAACGCCCAGCAUUUCUAUUUUUAGCUUUGUGAAGACCGGAUUUUCAUAACAAAUUUAGUAGAUUGGAACAAGUUUUCCCAGGUCCAGAAAUACAAAAAUAGAUCAGUGGUUCCCAAACUUUUUAGGUUCAAGGUGCCCUUAAUAUUUCAAUAUUUUUCCAAGGCACCCCAAAUCAAACCAAUUUUCUAGGUUGUAUAUAUGUACAGCGCUGCGGCAUAUACUGGGCCCCUAAUCUUGGGAGUGGGACUGGUAGCUUAUUUAAAGAAACAAUUCAGGCACAAUAACCACUACUUACGUUGUAGUGGUUAUGGUGCCAGUAGUGCUGUAGUGCCCUUCCAGGGUAAGUAGUCAAACUGUUUAAGAACAGUUUGACAACUUACCUGGGGCUGCCAGGAUAGGGGCUGUAAUAUGUGUAUGUACAGGGGAGCAUUGUGUUUGUGAAGGAUUUAGUUUGUGUGUGUGGGAGGGGUGCAGUGUGUGUAUUUGGGGCAGUUUGUGCAUGAGGUGUGCAGUGUGUGUGUGUGAGGGGUACAGUGUGUGUGGG